Molecule: messenger RNA, 69423 nt
Organism: Pelobates cultripes (western spadefoot toad)
Lineage: Eukaryota; Metazoa; Chordata; Amphibia; Anura; Pelobatidae
Source: the annotation of a GenBank genome assembly
AUGGAUUUGGACUCAAAUGGAGACUGUCUCCUUAAAAUAGGAACACUUGGGAGGUAUGCAGUUAUGUGAAUUGAUAAUGCAGACAAUCACUGCUUUAAAACAUAUUUUCUGAUAUAGCUUUGACUCGAUAGCAGUGUUGUGGCUCAUGUUCUGUUAGGGAUGAACAUCUCAUAUUAUUAAAAACAACAUGUUCUUGUCUUGCAAAAUAGAUUACAUUUCUUUUACUGAAGCAGAGCUGAACUAAAUAGUCCAUCACCUAUUAGGAUUCCAUAUUUAAUGGCUAUAAAACAUGUAGAAUGUUAUGUUGUAGAAGUAUAGAGACAGAUAGCCAGAACCAAAUGUAAUGUUUGGGAAAAGUGUUCCUACAGCUCCAUCUAGUGGCCAUUUAAUUAAAAUUAAAUAUUGAAGAAAAAAAGGAACAUUUCUGAGCAGUAGUGCUUCUCUAAAAUACCAAAAUACACUGAUACUCAGUCACAACAUUAAAACCACAUACCUAAUAUCGCGUAGGUCCAACUUGUACUGCCCUCUGAAUGGGUCCUGUGGUAUUUGGCACCAAGACAUUAGCAGCAGAUCCUUUAAAUCAUGCAAGUUGUGUGGUGAGGCCUUCAUGGAUUGGAUUUGUUGUUUCAGCUCUUCCAACAGAUGCCGAAUCGGAUUGUGAUCUGGGGUAAAUGGAGGCCAAGGCAACACCUUGAACCCUUUGCCAUGUUCCUCAAACCAUUCCUGAACAAUUUUUGCAGUUUGGCAGGGUGAGUUAUCCUGCUGAAAGACGCCACUGCCAUCAGGGAGCACCAUUGCCAUGAAUGUAUAUACAUGGUCUGCAACAAUCUCUAGGUAGGUGAUACAUGUCAUCCACAUGAAUACUAGGACCCAAGGAUUCCCAGCAGAACAUAACAAUGCCUCCGCCAGAACAUAACACUGCCUCCGCCGGCCUGCUUUCUUCCCAUAAUGCAUCCUGCUGCCAUCUCUUCCCUAACUACACACAAGAACCCAGCCAUCUACCUGAUCUAAUAGAAAAUGGCAUUCAUCAGACCAGCAACGUUCUUUCAUUGCUCCAUGGUCCAGCUCUGACACUUAUGUUCUCACUGAAGGCACUUUCGGCGAUAAAAAGGGGUUAUUGUGGGCACACUGAACAGUGUGCGGCUACACAGCCCCAUACACAGAAAACUGCAACGCGCUGUGUGUUAUGAUACCAUUAUUUCAUGGCCAGUUUUAAGUUUUUAAACAAUUUUUUUUAAACAAUUUAAGCUACAGUAACUCUUCUGUGUGAUUGAAACAGAAGGACUAGCCUUAUCUUCCCACGUGCAUCAAUGAGCCUUGGGCACUGGCGUACAUACCGCGGUCGCAGGGGUUGCAGCUGUGACCGGGCCCGGUCCACCAUGGGGCCCGGCCGCCCUGCGACCCAGGUAUGUACGUUAGUGCGGCCACAUUUUGCCAGCCUCUCCUCCUGGGAACAUUCUCUCCUGAGCUCUCUCUGCCCAGCUCCCUUGCACGCACUACAGUGAUGCCGGAGCCGGAAUAUGACGUCACUCCGGCUCCGGCAUCAGUAAGCGGCACCCGAGGGAGCUGAACAGGAAGAUCAGUGCACCCUCGCCUCCUGCAGGACCGGCCGCCCAGCAGCCCCACUGGACCCCAGGGGAAUCUGGAAUCCCACCAGCACUCCCAAAGGUAGGGAGGCUGGGGGAUUAAAUGUAAAAAAAAAAUGUGUUUUUGUGUGUCAGUGUGUGUGUGUGUGUGUGUGUUAGUGUGUGUGUGUGUGUGUGUUACUGAGUGUGUUAGUUGUGUGUUAGUUUGUGUGUGUCUGUUAGUGUGUGUCUGUUAUUGAGUGUGUCUGCUAGUGAGUGGCAGUGAGUGUGUUUUUGUGUGUACACCACUGGCCUUGGGCACCCAUCACCUUGACACUGGUUCACCAGUUGUUCUUUCUUUCACCACUUUUGGAAGGGACUAACCACUGCAUACCAGGAAUAACCCACAAGACCUGCCGUCUAGCCAUCAUUAUUUGGCCAUUGUCAAAGUCACUUAGAUCCUUUCACUUGCCCAUUUUUCCUGCUUCCAACACAUGAAAUUUAUGAACUGACUGUUCACUUGCUGCCUAAUAUAUUUCAAUGGGAAACAACUGAAAAAUGUAACAUUAUAUUUGACCCUGUAACUUCCCAAAACACCAACAGACAUCAUGUGGGUUCUCCUUCUAUUUGGCACCGGGAAAUUUAUCAGAGCAUUUCUGUGGUAAUCCACUGCAAAACUCUGCAAUAGAUCAGUGCUGUUGAGGGAGAUCAAGCAGGGCCUCUACUCUGGCCAAUAAGAUUGUGGCAAAAUUAACAUUGCCACUUGUGCCUGAAGAGGACUACUUGCCAGCCUCUUGCCAUGUGAUUAUGGUACCUGGGAGGUUUGGCCCUUUAAAUAAAGUAUUUGGGCAUAAUGGAUUUUUAUUGUGCUGCUGGCCCUUUAAGAACCAUCAGGGGACAUACUGUGACUUUUGGGAAAAAUUCCCCUUUAAGACUGUGUCCCCUGUCCUCUAAAAUACUUUGUUUGUGCCCUUUUCCCACUUGGUUCAGUAAAUGGGGCUUACUGAACCAAGUACCACACAGGCGGACCACCCAGAAGUGGAAGCGUGCAGGCAAUUUACCUCCCAUUUGUAAUACUGUGUUACACUAUGUAUUUUUAUUUGUUUUUUAUACACAUGUACAUAUAAAUUGGAGCAACCAGAUCCAAGGUAUAUACAGCGGGGUAUUGUAAGUGCUCCGGUUUUUUACUUAUUCUCUCUAUAUAUUUUUUCACUAUAACACUGGUAUAUCAGUGGCAUUCGAAUUAUCAUGGUGUAUAUAGUUACCAUUUAAUUCAUGAUAAUUUGUUAAAAGGUGCUCACUGUGAUUACCCUAUUUCCUUUAGGGUACGGUCUAUACCAGUGGUUCCCAAACUUUUUAGGUUCAAGGCGCCCUUAAUAUUUUAAUGUUGUAAAUGUUGUUACCCUGGAGUAUGUUCCCCUUGUUCGUGGGAACCUUUCCACCGAACAGCGCCUUUCUAAGUGUUGUAGAACCGAGCGCAGGCAAUGCUGGAAGUCCAGCGUUGUUCGGGAGUUUCUGUGUACGUUUUCAGUUCCAUGGGAUUCAUGCCCAAUCACCGCUGCCUGCUUUCAUGCGAACAAGAUGGCUGCCACCUCGUGGUCGUCCAUAUGAAUUGCAGCCACCAAGAUGAAAACUUAGAACACUGCGGUGGAAAUUGCUACAAAGUAGCAAUUAGGCGUAACAAGCUCCGGGGUGGUCUCCAGUUCGUGCGGCUAUUCGGUUCCCGAACCACAUAUAAAAUUCCACAAACCAAGUCUGUUCACAUACUUUUUUAAAGGGCCCAUAGUCUUUUGGUAAGAGGCUGGCCAGCAGGCCCCUCCAAGCACCCGUGACGAGUACAGUGUUGCUGUUUGUAGAGGUGCUUUUAUAUAGUUUUAGUGUUUUGAUAUAGGGGUGUGUUUGUAUGUUAUGUUUGCCUUUGAUUGCAAGGGUGUGUUUGAAUGUUAUGUUCACUUUUAAAUGCAGUUGUACAUUUGUGUGAAGUGUUUGAGUGAAUGGAUGUGUUUUUAUAUCCUCUUGGAGUUUGUAUGUAACAUUUGAUUUAGGUUGCAGAAGUGUGUUUGUAUGUUGUUCUGGUUCUGGUUCUGGUAAUAAAAUAUAUACUCUUUAUUAUAACCCCCAAAACAACAAUUAUUCCUCUAUAUAAUGGAAAACCAUUAUUAUUUUUUUUUGUAAAUAUGUUUUUUUUCGGUUUACAUUGUCGAUAAUAAGUCACAUUGAGACUCGCAGGUCUCCGUAGGCCUUUAGGGCACACUAACCAAAGUACAACAUGUGCAUAGCGUUUUUAUGUCGGCCAACCGGGCGCGCAGGCCCACAAUUGCGGUGGACUCGCAGGUCCCUUACAGCAUGCAGUUCUUGUCCCUAAACUGGUGUAUCGUUUGUAUUCAGUUGCUCCGUUUGUUAAGUAACAUUAGGCAAACGUCAGUGCGGACUCGCAGGUCCACUUAGGGUAGGACAUAAGCAGCCUUUGGAAAGGAAUGACGGUCUGCAAAACCAGCAUUGGUGACGUGCCGGUCACAAUGUUGUGGGUGUUAUAGUCUGGUGUCGGGCCCGUGAGUCUCGUUGCAGUAAGGCGGUCAGGUUUUACCUCUAGCAAACGUUAAGGUGUCAGGGUGGGUCCGCUGGCCCCUUUGAGCCCAGCGUUAAGUCCCGUGGCCUGAUCUGGAGAACGUGCAUGUGGGUGUCAUAUGUUCUGUUGUCUCCUCAUGGAGGAGUGAGCGUCUCCCCGGAGGCCUUAUAAGUCCUCUCUUAUGUUGUCACUGGCGUAUGCCUAAUACUUGUCUGUUCGCACGCAGUGUUUGGGAUUGGGGAGGGUGUCCGGGUAGUGGCGUCUGGGGAGGUGGGGGGGUCGGGGUGCGUCCGCGUCUGGGUCACGUCUGUCUAGGUCGUCUCUGUGUUAGUCGGUCUAUGCGGCCUCGUCGCUGUGUCCUCACGUGUCGUAUUGGAGCCUGGUUGUGAAUUCUGCCUUGGUAGUAGUCAGUAUCCAGUGGGUCCAUAUGUCCGUGUACCUAUUCAAGGAGUUGGAUGUGGUCAUAAUGAGUUCCUCUAUGGCUCUGAGUUCCUCCAUUUGGGAGAACCAGGACGUCAAUGGGGGUGUCGUUUGUUGCUUCCAGAAUUGAGGGAUCACCUGUUUGGCAACGUUUAGGAUUCUAAUGGUUAGUGAGUGCUUGUAUCUCGUUCUACGUGACUUCGUAUGGUGAAGGAGCAUGUGUUCUGGGAGGAAGGGGGGUGGUGUGUCUGAGAAGGUUUUGAGAAAGCCGUGUAUCCCGCGCCAGAAGGGCUUUAUGGCUUCGCAGGCCCACCAAAGGUGGAGUACUGUGCCGGCCUCUCUAUUACACCUCCAGCAGAGAUCCGAGUGUUCCGGGUCCAUGGCAUGGAGUGCAAUCGGGGUGCGGUACCAAUUCGUUAACAAUUUAAACGCCGUUUCUUGUGUUUUGCUGAAGACUGAGCAGUGAUGCGUUAAGUAGCAUAUCUUUUCCCAGUCCCCGUCUGUGAAAGUUUUCCCCAAUGUUUGUUCCCAUCUCCCCAUGAAUUUGGGUUUCUCCGUUGGCGUCUCCCUCUGUAGCAUGGAGUAAAUGAGUGAGAUCCCGUGUGGUUGCGUGUCUGGGUCCAUACACAUUCUUUCAAAUGUGGUAGGGUCACGUUUCCGUGCCGUGCCCCCCGGGAGGGUGUGUACAUAGCUCUGUAGCUGUCUGUGUUUUAGGUGGUGUAGGAGGGUGGGGGUUGCUCCCUCUAAUAGGGUCGGGAGUGUUUUGCAUUCCGUGCCUGCCAGGAGGUGGUGUAGUCUGGGUAGUUUUUGUCGGAUUAAGUCCCUGAAUGCGUUGGGGUCUAGCCCCGGUGGGAAGCUGUCGUUAUGCGUGAGAGGGAGAAGGGGGGAUGGGAAUGGCGCUAGUCUGCAUCUCUGUGCUACUCUCUCCCACGCCCGUAGGGUUGCGGUUGUAUAGGGUGUGCCCCGUCUCCCACCCCCUCCCCUCCCCAGCCAUGGGACGAUGGACAGCGAUAUCCCCGCAUCCGUUUCCUCUGCCUCUUUCCAUCUCUUAUGCACCUGCUCUUUUGUCCACUCCAUAAUUCGUUGGAGGUGACAGGAUUCGUAGUACAGGGAGAAGUCUGGUAUGGCCAGUCCCCCCCUGUCCUUGGGCAGCGUCAGUGCGGCUAGUUUGACCCUCGGUCUUUUGCGGUCCCAAAUAUAUUUCCCGGUUUCCUGUCGCAGGGCCUGAAAGAAUGAUCUGGGGAUGGUAAUGGGCAGGGCUUGCAUGAGGUAUAGUAGGCGUGGGAGCAGGUUCAUUUUUAUAACCUGGACCCUGCCCAGCCAGGAUAUGUGUGGGUAUGCCCAAUCCGACAGGUCUUUCCGGAACCUGUUUAGUAGGGGGAUGAAGUAGUGUCUGAAUAGAUCAGGUUCCCUCCUCGUCAGCCAUGUGCCUAGGUAUUGUAGUUGAUGUUGUGCCCAUUGGAAUGUGUGGCUCUGCUUUAAGGGGGAGGCUCUGUGUUCUGGUAUACUAACGUUCAAGAUGUAGGAUUUUGUGAAGUUGAUUUUGAGGUUGGAUAUCUCCCGGAAGGUCCUGAAGGCCUUCAGGAUAUUCGGGAGUGAGACCUCCGGGUUAGUGAUAAAGAAGAGGAGGUCAUCGGCGUAUGCCGCGACUUUGUGUUGUGUGUCUCCAUGUCCAAUGCCCCUGAUUGCUGCGUCCUGUCGUAUGUGCGUCAGGAAGGGUUCGAGUGUCAGCACAAAAAGCAGGGGUGACAAGGGGCACCCCUGCCGCGUGCCGUUGGUGAUGGGGAAGUCACUCGUCAGGGCUCCGUUUACUAUAAUGUGGGCGGUGGGCCCGUCGUACAGUGCCUUAACCCAUCUCCGGAAGUGCGGUCCCAGCCCGGUGUGGGCCAGUGUAUGGAACAUGUAUUGCCAAUCGACUCUGUCGAAGGCCUUCUCUGCGUCCGUGGACAGCAGUAGAACGCCCUCGUCCCCGCAAUUACGUCUGUGCAUGAACGUCAGUGCCCUGAUCGUGUUGUCUCUUGCUUCGCGGCCCAUGACGAAGCUGACCUGGUAUGGAUGUAUUAAAGUGGGGAUGUGUGUCUGGAGGCGUGUGGCUAGUAUCUUUGCCAACAGUUUGACGUCGCAGUUGAUAAGUGAGAUGGGCCUGUAGUUCCCACAAUGUUCCCUGUCCUUACCUUCCUUCGGGAUGAGUGCGAUGUGUGCGGUCAGUGUCUGUUUUGGCAGGUGAUGUCCUUCCCUUAGUGCGUUCAGGGCAUCUAGGAGAGGGGGGUAUAGGUGUUCCGCGAAUGUUUUAUAAUACUUUAAUGGGAGCCCGUCCGGACCGGGGCUUUUACCCUGUUUCGUCACUUUAAUGGCGUAAGCUAGUUCCUCUAUCGAAAUUGGUUUGUCUAGGCUUUCUGCGGUUUCCUGGUCUAUGGACGGGAGGGGGUGGGCUGACAGGUAGGCUUGUAUUUUCUCCCGCAGGCUGUCUUUCGCCCUGUCUAGGAGGGGCCGGGGGAGGGCAUAUAGGUUUGCGUAGUAGUCCCGCGUUAUGUCGAGGAUUUUAGAGGGUAGGUGGUGUAGGGUGCCCUGCCCGUCCCUCAUUUUAUCGAUGUACGUCCUUUGUCUCUGUUUGGCUAGCAUUCUGGCCAGUAGCUUACCGCUUUUAUUGCCGUGAAGUAAGAAGAAGGCCUUAUGUCUGGUUGCGUCUCUGAGGUGUUUCUUAUGUAAGAGGCUCGUCAGGUCCCGCCUGAGUUGUAGUAGUGUCGCCUAGUGUGCCGUUUGUUGGGUGUUUUUGUUGAGUGUUUCCACCCUGUGUAUUUCGGCCACUAGGUCAGUCAGACGGCUGUCGGUCUGUUUUUUAAGGGUGGACCCCUGGCGGAUGAAGUGUCCUCGUAUCACGCUUUUGUGUGCCUCCCAUCUAAUGGUUGGUGAGGUGUGUUCGGUUGUGUUCGUCUCAAAGUAUUCUUUGAGUGUGUCGUUAACCUCGGACGUGAAGUCGGGCCUAGUAAGGAGGUAUUCGUUAAGCCUCCAUUUGUUGUGCCGGGGUCUGUACAGGGGGGACGAGAGUGUUAGGGUUACCGGCGCGUGGUCCGACCAUGUCGCCACCCCAUGUUCUGCAGCGUUAGUUAUUGGUAGAUGGUAGUGCGUGGUAAAAAGGUAGUCUAGUCUGGUGUAAGUGUUGUGCACGUGUGAGAAAAACGUGUAAUCCCUCUCGUCCGGGUGAUAGGCCCUCCAGCAAUCUAUCAGCUGGUGGCGAGUUAGAAGGGACUUGAUUGAGUUUAGGUUUUGCGCCGGGACCCCCGAUCGUCCGGCGGAGGUGUCCCACCGCGGAUUGAGCGCUACGUUUAGGUCGCCCCCCACUAUGAGGAUUCCCUCCGUGAAGGGCCUUAGUUUCCUAAGUGUGUGUGCCAGGAAUCUGUAUUGUCGGGUGUUCGGGGCGUAGACGUUUGCGAAUGUAUAGGCCUGUCCUGCCAUUGUGCCCUUGAGGAAGAGGAAUCUGCCUUCCCUGUCCGUCAGCUGUCCCGUUUCUACAAACGGUAUGUUUUUGUGAACUAGGAUGGCCGUGCCUCUGGACCUCCCUGCGUGGUAGUCGCUGUAGUAUCCCGUGGGGUAGUGAUGGUUUGUCAAUUUGGGCCUGGACCCGUCCUUGAAGUGUGUCUCCUGUAUUAAUACUAUCGAGGCUCGUUUAGCGUGGAAGUCUCUCAGCGCUCCUGAGCGCUUCUCUGGUUUAUUGAGACCUCUGGCGUUUAUGGAGAGGACAGAGAGACAGUCCGGCACCAGUGCCCUCGUGUCUGUGUGUGAGUGUGGCCGCAUCGUUUCGUCCUUGGGUCCUGGUCCGGUCUAGGGGUCUGUAUGCGUCUGUGUCCUGUCUGUGUCUAUGUCGUAGGUCGGGUGGGGGUUGUAGGAAAGGAAGAAAGAGAAAGGGGGGGAGGGGGACGGGGGAUGUAUGGGGUGUGGGUGUACGUGUCCUUGUCACUGUAAGGUGACAGUUAGGUGUCAGCGACGGUGAGCGGUUUAGCCAGCGGCCACCUGUGGUCCGCGGCUGCUGCUCGCCUGUCUGUGUCGCUGGGCCCUUUGGGGCAGUAGAAGGAAGCUAAGGGACUUUGGGUGGAACCAGUCCUCCCUGCGUCCGCGCGUAUGUCGGUGGUAGAUGUGUACCUGAGUUGCGUUUCUCGGUCCGUUUGGUCCGUGUAGUCCCCCUGUCGGCUCUAUCUGUCAAGUUCUGGUCGUUAUGAACGUCCUCCUCGGUAAAGUUCCUGUGUGUUGGGCUCCGGGUCAUAGGUCAAGCCGCCGUCUCAGGCGCCUGUCAUGUGGGUAGGCAAAGAAGAAUUAGAUAACAAAACUAUUUUGCAUUUAAACUUAAUAAACCUUUCUUAGGAUUAAACUUUAAACUGUUAACUUGGUUGUGGCAUGCAGCUGCCUGCUUUAUAACCUGGUUGUGUUCCUGGCUGAGUACCCAACCUUCGCUCCCAUACCUCCCCCUCUCUGGCACCUGUGUUGGGUCCCUCUGCCCCUCCAAGGCUGGUUCGGGUCGCCCCCCACCGGCCCUCCUCUCAGGAGCCCCUCUCUCCCUAUCCCGUGCCUGGGCCCCUCUUCAGCGUGUCCCCUCCACCCUUCGUCCGUGUAUGAGUGGGACCCCCCGGUGGGGCCCGCCCCCUGCUCGGCUGGAUGAUCACAGGGCGGUCAGGGCCCCAGCGGCGGGCCCCAGUCCUAGUGGAGCUCCAGGAUUCACACCCCCCAUUCCCUACGCCCCCCCCCCCCUCGGGUCAGCCUUGGUGAAUGCGCCUAGGUUGGGGUCGCUGCCCCCCUGGGGUUGGUCCCUGCGCGAUGGUUUCGGUCCCUAGGUGUGGCCCCCUCCAGCUGGCUCCCCCCUGCCCCCCCCUCCGUGGUGUUGAGUCGUGUAUAGCCCGUCUGUUGUACCAUGGAUGUGAACUCCUUUGCGUGCUCGGGGGCGAGUAGCUUACCCUGUGGGAAGGGGCUCGUCUAGUAGGCAUGUGCGUGUUGCCCUAUGGCAGUGUCUAGCUAAGCAUGUAGCUUCACCCUCUGUCUGCCUUCGGUACCGUCCCCUGAUGGUGCUCCACUUGCGCUUCCCCAGUGCCUUCCCUCCCCCAGGGUGCGUGAGCUGGGUAGGUGCCCCCCCUGGUGUGCCCGUCCCCCCAACUCACAGCUCGAUGUGGUUUAGGAAAACAGUAAAACCAUUAUUAUUAUUACAUAAUAAUAGUAAGUUAUCACCAUGAAUAUCUGAUAUCUACAUCAAACAUAAGACACAAAGGAAUUUACAGAAGAAUAUUCUUGUGAGGUGGAUUGCAUACCAGGUAAUAAGAGGUAAUAAUAAUAUAAGUGUGUAGAGAGAGAAAAGGGGAUCCUGAUACUAAAAAAAAAACAGUGCUCCCCAAGGUUUUGGCCAAAGGCCUUUCUCACAGGAGGAUAUCCAAAUAAAGCAAAUAAUCCCUACAUGUACAAAUAAAAUAAUAUAAAAAUUAUAUUAUAAAUAAAAUAAAAUAUGCCCCAUCUGGGGGAGUGUGUGGCCAUCCACUAACUGCAGGAUACGCAAUGAUGGGGAUACUGGAGAAACUAAACACACAUAAAAAAUAAUAAGAAAAAAUAAUAAAACAAUAAUAAUAAUAAUAAUAAUACAAAAAGUAAGAAAAAAAAUUAUAAAUGAAUGAAUACCAAAAAAAUACAUAAUGAUGAUAAUAACCAAGCAAUGACAAAAAGCGGAUAAAAGACACACAAAAAAAUGGAUACAUAAACAAAAUCCAGUAAGAAAUAUAUAGGGAAUAUUUGCUUUACUUUGUUACCCUUCCUUGAGAAAGGCCUUCGGCCGAACCGUUGGGAGGCAAUGCUUUUUGUUUCGUUUUUUUUGGUAUCAGAAUCUUCUUUUUUCUCACUACACAAUUGUAUUCUUAUUAUCAGAUAUGCAAUCCACUCCACUUUAUGAGAAUACUCUUCUGUAAAUUGAUUUGUGAUUUGAUGUAGAUUUCAAUUAUUCAUGGAAAUUACUUGAGCAUUAGGCUAUACUGUCAUUAUGCAAUAUUCAGGAUUGUGGUAUGGCUUUCUCUUAUAUAAUUGGACUAAUUGGUGUUUUGGGAUUAAUAAUAAAUAUUGUCUAUUUUUAUUUGGUGUACUUCUGUAUGAUGUUAAGAUUAACUUGUCAUAAUAUAAUCUUAUUAGAAAGAGCAAAAACAAAAACGUAGCAAUUGCGUUCAAGAAUAUGGCCAGAGGAUGGCAAUGUAACAUGGAAAAUUUUUGCAUAUUACAUCUGGUAAAAGGGCCAAACUUGCCACGUGCUUAGUUGUAUCUCAAAUUAAGAUAAUUUGCUAAAUUCCAAACUGGCAUUUAAACUGCAAAAUUCAAGGAAAACCCUCUCAUCUGGUGUAACUGCAAUUCAGCUAUUUACUAAACACAGUUUGAUGGAUAAUUAGUGGGAUUAUUGAAAAUCUGCUCAGUCAACUCAGUAAUUUGAUAACUGUUGGAAAAAUAGCAAAACAAAUCAUAAUUCUGCACAAAGUGUCAUAUUUGGAUAUUUAGGAUAUAAAAUCUGAGAUUUCAGUUUACUUGUUUUUUUUUUUUUUUUUUAAGGAUAAACUGCAGAAAGCCUUAAAAUGAGCGCAGUUAGUUGGUAAAACAUUAAAUUAAUAAAAGUAAAGAAGCAUAUUGAGGUUUCGACCACGCCAUGUUGUCUUAAUCAAAGAUAUGAUAGAGGCCACAUGAUGUGGUGGAAAAGUCAUCAUGUAUUCUGAUUUCAAUUAAAGACUAGAGAUGUCGCGAACCGUUUGCGAACUUCCCGCGAACGGCUUGCCGCAGUUCGCCACGAACCGUUCGUGGCGAGCUCCGGUCAGCUGACACAUCCCACCCAAUCUCCAGCAGACCCUCCCUCCUAGACCCUCCCACCUCCUGGACAGCAUCCAUGUUGAAGCUGCCUUCAACAUGGAUUAGUGUCCAGGAGGUGGGAGGAUCUGGGAGGGAGGGUCUGCUGGAGAUUGGCCAGGAUGAGUCAGCUGACCGGAGCUCGCCGCGAACAGUUCGUGGCGAACCGCGGCGAGCCGUUCGUGGGAAGUUCGCGAACGGUUCGCGACAUCUCUAUUAAAGACUGUAAUCCCCCAAUUUAGAGUGCUCGGAUCUGAUAGUUUUACAUUGAUUUCUUAAUUGGACCUUUGGAGUUUUCAUUUGCAUUGCGGAAGUAUUCAGUCCCUCUUGUGUAAAUUUCUACGAUAGGAGGCAAUGUGAGGGUUAUCAACAAGUGGCAGGCAGUGUCUCACUUGAGAUGAGAUGAGAUGAUGAUUUUUUUAUUUGACAAUGUUUAUAAAAGAUUUUCCACAGAGAUUUUCCACAGAGAAUAAAAAAAAUGUAAAAAAACCUCACGAUACAGAACAGACACAAAGUGAAAUUGUGGUAGUUGAUGAGGAAUUAUUGGAAGAAUAAGUAUUAUUUGAAGUCCAGAGGACCUCCUAUGCCUGAGUUAGGCGCUUGCUGAAUGCCACUGUUUAACAAAUUGGUGCAGUUAUAAGUCACGCUCAGCAGUGAGACAGUGUGCAAUGUACUCUCUGUAGCAUAACCUUUACAAUGAUGCAAUGUUUUUUUUUCAUGCUUGGAGUAUCCUUUUAACUCCUUCAAAGAUAUAGGCAAAUAUCAAAUUUCUGAACCAAAAAACCCCUAAAGUUUGUGCUAUGUGUGUGCUACAGUAAUUUAAUAGUUUCUCUUUAAGCGCACACAUACAUAUUAUAGAUUUGUUUUUAAAGGACAGAAAUAGCUUUCUUUGUCCUAUACCUAACACAACAAUAAGUGUGAAUAAAAUGUUAAAAUUAGAGGGGAGGAGGGGGAAUUAAAAAUAUUUUGUAUUUUUAAUGUUUGCUUAUGAAAAUGUUUACAUAAGUGCAACUUAAGAAAAAUAACUCAAUAUAGAUUUGCAUACCAGUCCUGAUUGUUAAAUAAAAACUCAUAUGUCUGGGAUUAAAUUUUUGGGAUUAAAUUUUUGGCAGUAACCUUGCCCUAUACCGACCCUCCAACCCUACCCCUAUGCUUAUACCAACUCUCACUGUGCACCUAUCCUUACCUUAAUCCUACAUUAUCCCUACAUUAAAAACAUUAAAACAGCUUUAACCCUAAUCCACCAUUAAACUUUACCCUACACUAACUAACCCUAAACUCUACACUAACCCUAACUCUAAAUGUACCUUAACCCCUUAAGCACCAAACUUCUGGAAUAAAAGAGAAUCGUAACAUGUCACACAUGUCGUGUCCUUAAGGGGUUAAAGUUAAAGUGGCACUCGAGGCACCAAAACAACUUUAUCUAAAUGAAGGUGUUAUGGUGACAGGAGGCCCCUGGGUGAACUCUUCCCUCUAGGGGUUAAACCAUUCUCAAAUGAUUUAACCACGAAGUAAGCAUUUAGCGCUGACCUUAACUCCUCCCAGGCUGCAUCCGACUGCAGGGUGCUGGAUGGUUUAACCUCAAAGUGAGCCUUCAGCACUGAUUUCAUCUUCCCCCAAGUGGCACCCGACUUCUGAAAUUUCAGUUUCAGUCAUAGCGGAGUGCUAUCUGGCAGGGACGCCACUGAUUGGCUGAGAGCGGUCAGCUGACUCAGCCAAUCAGUGGCUCCCCAUUCAGAAAACUGACUUAAAAAAAUAUGCUUCUUUUCAAGUCAGUUUUGUGAAUGGGGAGUCACUGAUAAGCUGAAAGUAUCAGCUGACCGCUUUCAGCCAAUCAGUAGCGAAAGUAUCAGCUGACCGCUUUCAGCCAAUCAGUAGCGACAGCACUCUGCUAUUCCUGAAACUGAAAUUUCAGAAGUCGGGUGCCACUUGGGGGAAGAUGAAAUCAGUGCUGAAGGCUCACUUUGGGGUUAAACCAUUCAGAAACCACAAGGCACCAUAAAAACUUUGUUUAGAUGAAGUUGUUAUGAUGCCUAAAAUGUCCCUUUAACCAUAACCCUAGCUCAGAGGAAUUCUUAAAUAAGCAUAGGGAAAUCCCUUCUAAAACAGUAGAGAACGGUCUGUUAUCACCAUCUAAUGGCUGUUUGUAGCAUGGGAAAUCUCCCCGUCAUGCUGUCCUUGACGAUCACAUUAUAAUCAGUGAUGCCAGCUGGAAAAGUCCAGCACAGAUCAUAAUCAGCAGGAUGCUUACUGGUAGCAAAUCAAUGCUUUUUAAAAAAAAUAUAUGAUGUCCAAGCAACAAAUGGAAUCAAUCAGAUGCAAACAGCCAUUAAUAUAUAAUAUAUUAUUAAUGUUUUUCUUUUUUGAGGACAUGGGUCACAAACCACAGUAGAGUUUUGCAAAGGUAUAUGAACAUGUCCCCAAGUGUCUUCAUUUUACAAACAUGUAAUGUUAGUAGGGCACACCCUGAGAUUGUAUUGGAAUUUUUUCAUAUCUAAUUUCAACUGCCGACAAGUUUUAACAAAAGCUAUGAAUGAAGGAUUUAUGUUUCUCACAAUCAGAUUCUUAAAGUUCUUCAAGGUUUAGUAAUAAUAUAAUAUAAAUAUUCUUUCUAUAGAAACAUGUUCAGAUACUGUAUGCAAGCAAAAGUUAUGUGAUUUAUCUCUUAUGCUUUAAAUACAAGGAAACUUACAAUUUUAGAGAAAGAAUGCAUGGGGAGUCUGCAUUCACAAUUUAAACUAUAUUCUAAUUGGCCUGUUGGUGCUUUCAGCCAAUCAUAAUACAGGUAGAAUUCAAAGCAGGGACAAACAAAGGGACUGGGGGAGUAAGAGACACGCAAAAGGGCUGGAGGAAUUAAGAGACACACAAUAAAUCUUGGGAGAAGUAAGAGGCACACAAAGUGGCUCAGGGGAAUUAAGAGACACACCAAGGUGUUGAAAAAAGGGUCUGGAGGGAGUAAAAGAUACGCAGAGGGGCUGGGGGAGUAAAAGUCACACAAAGAGGCGGUAAGAGACACACAAGGGCAUUGUAAAAUACACAAAAGGGGAAAAAGAUACACUCAAGUAAGACAUUCAAAAGGGGCUAAAGGGGGAAAUGUAAAAGGGUAUUAAGAGAUACACAGGUGAAGAUACCCUGCAUUUAAGAGCUAAAUCACUUUGUUUCUGUUUAAGUAGUCUUAGCAACAGACUGCGCUGUCGCUGUGACCUGCUUGUCUGCUCUCCAUGAUUGCCGUGACCUGCAGGUGUAGAGGCACAGAGCAACUAGCAUUAGUUAAUAAGGUUAACAAGGAAUGAAGAAGAAGACAUGCAAAGUCACACAGCGUUAUUCUCUGACGGGAUUGUCUGGAUUUCAACAUGAGCCGAAGUCGAACCAUAGCUGACUUGGAUAAAUUUUCCAGUUCAGCAAUUUUGGCCUUAAAUUUGAAUUUCAGUUUGAAUACACGUUUAAACGACUCCUCAAUGUAAGCUUUCCUGUAGUGACCUUCAAAGAGGCAACCAUAGUGGAUGGGUGGGGUGCUCAGCCUUACCAAAUCGGAUAUCGCGGCCUACCAGCAUGGAUGGCGCGAGGGAGGCGGCCGCUCCCUGACCAUCAUAUCUUGCUGUGCACAUAAGUGUGGAACCCCUUCCCCCCCAUGGACAGGCGGGGGUUAUCUCGGUCCCCACUGACCCAAAGCACAUGGCUACAUUGCCUCCAGCAGCCCACCAAGACGCCUGCAUGAAACUGACCUGGUCGAACAAAACUAGGAGGCAACUAUGUGGAAAAUGCACUAACACCUCUGGACAAAAUAUUUGAUAGUUUUUUAUUGUUGUCGCACCACUGACUAUUGCCUUGUUUCUUCUUGAUCACCCUUAUACAAAAAUGUGCACCUAUUUUCUAUGCCACGACUGUUUUGCUUUAUCUCUUUCAAUACAUGCUACUGCUGUUGGGGCGUGGCAUGAAUGCUUGUUAUAUUAACUCAUGCACGGAAAAAAAAAUACAGGAAUGAGAAACAAUUUUCAACAAAUACGAAUCAAACAAUCUUUACCCAUCGACUUGACCAGGAGACUCACACCAAUGUUAAAUUAGGUUGAAAUACUGGUCCAUCCUUACCACUUGUCAAAGGUUUAAGGAGAGUGAAAACAUCAAAAAGGCUUGCUCCCACCACUGAGUUUUGAUUUUCUACAUAUCAGACAAUCCAGAUGUAGCAACAUGGUUAAAAUAAAGGAGACAUUCGACACUCCAGAUGUUGUGUGCUAUUGCUCCCACGAUGCCCUUACAGUUGUAAUACUGGUAAGGAGAAGAUGAGGUCCAACACAUCUGGAGUAUUGAAGGCUGCAUACACCUGGAAUAAAGCAACAUGAUAAUGAUUACACACUUAUAUUGUCAGGUGUAUUCAGUAAAGUGAGAAUUCAAUGUGAAUUGUAAUUUUAAAGUUAGCCGCUACAUCGGCCUCAAAUUUUUAAUUCACUUUGUAUUCUCACUUUAAUGAAUAAUCUAUAUGGGCUAAAUCAUGAAAAUCAAAGUGAUGUGUAGUCAUAUUUUUCUAUGAUGUGUACAUGCAUUUUUUAUGUUCGAAAUGUAAUUAAUAUUUCUGGCUGUUAUAGUAACAUAGCUAUUAGACCAGUGAGAUAGAGGAAUAUUUACUAUUACUCAUGCAAAUACCAAAUUUCUUCUAGGUGAUUGAUGUGAAGUGUGGCUGGUAAUAAAUCAAACUGUGACGGAGCACCUGGCACCCCAACCGGGUACCUCCAUCAGUCGCUGCUUCCUAGUACUUGCGAGCAUCAUAAGCACUGCACUGGAACACCAUAACCACCGUAAAUCCCACAAAUCGCCGCAGCUUGGUUGGGGUCUCACUGUCCUCCACCUACCCUGGAUCCAAGACCAGUGGCGUACACAUGACCCAUAGGGCCCCGGUGCGAAAAUGUAUUUGUGGGCCCCCCUCGCGCGGGCUGCGCCGCAACACAUGGCGACGGGCACCUGGUCGCAGGGGUUGCAGGGCUGCGACCCCUGCGACCGCGGUAUGUACGCCAGUGCAUGCGCCUGCACACACUUAAAGGACCACUACAGACACCCAGAUCACAUCAGCUCAAUUAAGUGGUCUGGGUGCCAGGUCCCUCUAGUUUUAACCCUGCAGCUAAAAACAUAGCAGUUUCAGAGAAACUGCUAUGUUUCACUAAGGGUUAAUCCAGCCUCUAGUGGCUGUCUCAUUGACAGCCGCUAGAGGAGCUUCCGCGAUUCUCACUGUGAAAAUCACAGUGAGAAGACAUUGAACAUCCAUAGGAAAGCAUUGAGUAAUGCUUUCAUAUGGGCUGUUUGAAUGUGCGCGCAGCUCUUGCUGAGAGGCGGAAGAAGGUAAGUGCUGAAGACACACACACACUAGCUAACAGACACACACAUUUACUGACAGAGACACAAUCAGCGACAGACAUCCAUACACACUCACUUACAAAACAUACACUCUCACUGACAAACACACACUAACAGACACACAAACACACUCACUGACACUCACUAGCAGACACACACUCAAUAACAGACACACUCACUAGCAGACACACACUCAAUAACAGACACACUCACUGACACUCACUAGCAGACACACACAAACACGCUAACACUAACACACACUUACACUAACACACACUCUAACACUCAUACACACUCUAACACUCACACUAACACACACACUAACACACACACUAAAACACACUAACUUUUAUUUUUUUAAAUUUAAUCCCCCAGCCUCCUAACCUUUUGGAGUGCUGGGGGGGAUUCCCUGGGGUCCAGUGGUGCUGCUGGACUCCUGGGCGGCCGGUCACCAAGCAGGCUGUCUGGGUGGCUAGCGCGCGAGGGAGCACUCUCCCCUGUGUGCUCCCUCUUCAGCUCCCUCGCGCUGCCGCGUACUGAUGCCGGAACCGGAAGAUGACAUCAUAUUCCGGCUCCGGUAUCAGUGCGGUGUGCGAGGGAGCUGAAGAGGGGGUACACAGGGGAGAGUGCUCCCUCGUGGGCUGGCCACCCAGACAGCCUGCUCGGUGACCGGCCGCCCAGGAGUCCAGCAGCACCACUGGACCCCAGGGAAUCCCCCCCAGCACUCCAAAAGGCCACCCAGACAGCUUGCCCGGUGACAGCAGGGCCAGCCUCGGGGGGCCCUGAGGUGGCCGGCUCCUGGGCCCCCCAGGGGAAGAGGCUGGCUCAGUGGCGUACACACCGGGUAGCAGGGGCGGCCGGGCCCCCUGGUGGGCCGGGCCCGGUCGCAGCCGAGACCCCUGCGACCCUGGUAUGUACGCCACUGCCCAAGACCAGGAUCCAGCUUCCAGCGGGUAGACCUCUCCUACUCCAGAGAGCAAAGCAGGCUGCUCUUACAAGAGCAAUCGUUGUGAUCCAAGGGAGUAUAGUGAUUAUAGCAAUCCCCAGAGUGAAUAUAGCUCUCCAAUCCCCCAAACAUGAGCCUAGACUUCCUGAAGGGUACACCUCUGCCUCUCUCAAGAGCCAUACCAAUACUUGUCUGAUUUUAUUGGUUAUGAUUGUUUUUUCUGCUCCCUAACAUUAAAUAUAAUUUUUCAUAAUUGUUUUUUUUUCUAAGUGCCUCACAUAGCUACAUUGAUUGCUAUUAGAGCAUUAGAAAAGCACCUAUGUUUUCUCAGUCAGUUUGUGUGACGUACUGAACCUCGUCACAUGUUUUUGCAGGGGCCUGCUAGCCAGCCUUUUGCCUCAGUACUAUGGGCCCUGCAAUAUAGCUUGCCAUUAAACAGAUUUGUUUUACGUACAAAUAUUGCAGAUAUCAUUUAUUAAAAUUUUAUUUAUUCCACAAUCAGACUUGAGAUAAACAUAUCGUUCAACAUAUAAAUAGAUACAUAUGUGUAGGGAUAAUUGCACAGAAUCAAUAAAAAGAGUAAAUUGUCUUGUUUUUUUAAUUUAAAUUUUACAGCUUACAUCAGCCGUGUUAGAACCUUUAGAGCAACUCUCAAGUUAAACAGAUUCCUGGAAGGAACACAGCAACAACUGAGUGGGAGUUUAAAAAAAAAAAAAAAAAGAGUAUACAUUUAAAUAGAUAAAUCCUAGAGUUAUAAAAGAACAGCUCCAUGAGUUAGACUGAAUUGGGAAAUGAAAAGGAAAUGUAUUUUCCUGGCACUAUAGCUCCCUUCGUCGAGCCCUCCACCACCACACGUGGUGCAGAAGGGGUUAAAAAUAGCUUCUGUCACUUGAUUCCAGCACUGAUGUCCCUUGGCGGUGGGUCAGGUUCCACCUCUGCUCCUCCUGACAUCAGUGGGUCACACUCGCAUUAGUACUUGGGUUUUGGGUGACGCUGGAUGUCCGGCGACCAAAAGUCGCGAACGACCCGGAACUCCUUCUAGUGGCUAUCUGGUAGACAGCCACUAGAGCUGGAGUUAACCCAUAAAGAUAAUUAUUGCAGUUUCUUCAAAACAAAUAAAACAAUUACCUUUGCCGGGUUAAGAGGCCUGGGACAUUGCAGCCAGACUACUUCAAUGAGCUGAAGUGGUCUGGGUGCCUAUACUGAUCCUUUAAAUGAAUGGAGCUUGGAAGUAGCUGGUAACAAGCCUCAGAAUCAUGACAUUUAGAUAUCAUGUUUUUGUAUUUGUUCCUGCUUGCUUGCCUCUGAUUUCUUUGGGAAUGGAUACUACUUACCUGUCUGCAACUGGAUGGUGAUCUGCUGCUUUCCGUAUACCACUAGAAGUUUGUAAGUGAAUUCUAUCAGUAAAAUCUCUGCUGUUUUAUACAUAUUGCACUAUUUGUUUCUUCUGUUUUAAUAUUCAAUGAAUAUCAGAGAGGAGGGUCUCUUUAUAUUACCCCAAGGUGGGGAGAAGUGACUUCAGUAUUCUUACUUCUUGUGAGUUCUCAAGCAAACCCUUCACUUUCACUCUUACUAUUCAGAUUAACACUGUAUAGUUUAUGUUUGUUUUUUUAGAUUCAUUUUGCAAGGAUUUUUUCUAUAUACAAGGUUAUAUUAUUUUUUAAUACAUUGGAGUGUUUUUAGCACUUUGGGAUUCCUACAAAUAUAUGCUUGUUAUUACCUGUUUUUUUAGUGUGUUGUGUGAGGACACAUUUUAGUAAAUUUCCUUUAUCUUGUUUCUUUAUUCACCAGACUCUUUUAGUGAUUUAUGUUACUUGUAAAGUGGCAACUUGCUCCAAAGGUAUGUACAAUAGAUGGACUAGUAGCAACAAGACAAGUUUGAGCAUAUAUGAACAAAAGAUGGGGACCCGACAAACGAGCUUACAUUCUAAGCGUUCUUUUUACAACUAUUGUAGUCAGAUGGGCUAGGAACUGUUAUAUUAUUUUUUUCUAAAUCUUAGAUCACAAUUGCCAAGUAUCACAGCAUAUAGUAGGUAAACUAGUGUCCACAAUAAAUCCAGCAAUUACUAAAAAUAGAUUUUAUUAAUUAUGUUUAAUGCACGGUGGUCCCCAUAGCAUCAACUGCCCAUCCAUUUCUGCUAUUUUUAAUUCAUCAGCUAGAAGAAAGCAUUUCACAUUUAUUUUCAGCAGGCACAUUGAAUAGCUUUCCAUUAUAGGGAAAAGUGUUCUUUAUUAAUAUAAAUCUGUUCAGCGGAUCUCCUGGCUAACCUUUGGUCCUUGGAGAAAGCUACAUUUAAGUCUUCUUACCCAACUAAAGAAUAUGAAGAUACAGGAAGGCUGAUGAUGUAUUUUCCAAAUUCUGAAGGCACCAGAUAUCUCAAUAACACAUUCUGGCCUGGUGUCAUCAAGUGUUUCCUGGCUAAUCAUGGCAGCAUCACUUAUGGGUUAGCUCCACCCUCAGCCGGAUCAGGACAGAAAACAAUCAAACAAUUAAUGAGGCUGUAUGCAUAAAGGGUUCCUCCUCCCUCCAUACCACAGUCUUUUUUCUGUCCUCAGUCGGACAACAGGAAUUUUAUUCUGCAGUCAGAUUUAAUUUUUUGGCCACCUCCCACGUUUACCGUGGGCUUACCAGAUGAAGUUCAGCCUCUCUUCAUCUGAACUCAGUAAUCAGGCUGCACGGGCAGAACUAACUGAGUUUGGUGUGUGCAGUUUAGAUACUGUCCUACAUGAAGAUUCUGUCAAUUAUAAAAGAAGGAUACCUCAUAGAGUUUUCAAGUAUCCCACCACCUACCUUCACGCAAUCUCGCGUUGCAAGAGGGAUAAAAGAAGUAGCUAUGAAGGCUUGUAUCAAGGAACUAAUCCUACAAGAGGUUAUUAUGGAGGUUCCGAAGGCAGAAAAGUUCAAACGCCACUAUUCAACCGUGUUUCUGGCUCCAAAGCCUUUAGGCAAAUGGAGACUGAUUCUGGACCUAAAGGUCUUUGUGACGAGACCAAUCUCGCCACUGUGCAUUGGAGGAGCCUGGUUGCCUGCCUGCUGCCUUUAGACUAUGGCACCAUGUUGAAACGCUUGAUUUUCCCCUGUGAAGACACAAAAGCCGGGUCAUUCUGUGCGUGCCCUGUUUGAGCGGUGAUACCCCAGAUAGCUAUGCCAUGGAGCCCAUUCGUAUAAUGAAAGACUAUGGGAAAGACUUUGGCUCCAUGGCAAUUGAACUGUAUGUGUGUGCUCUGAGCGCCAUUCAGUAAUAAUGUGCGCUCAGAUCUGAGCUAUAUGGGGAUAUGUUGAAUGUACCUGUUUUGUGCAAUGGCUGCACAGUUAUAUGUUUUUAUGUGUUUUAUCGUCUUUUGCUACCAUGUGUUCAAUGGAGUUUUGCCUCUGUCCUUGGAGAUAAUUGGAUUACUUCCCAAUUAUCUCCAGGAUAGAAGACUCUGUGGAACUGGUUUUGGGCAGAAAAGCCAUGCUUCCUUUGGUCACAAAGCACUACGAUCUAUCUUUUGAACCACUGGACCAAUUUGGAUGAUUUUGACAUAUGUUUGUAUUUGGAGUAUGCUAAUUCUGAAAAUGUGAUGCAUACUUUUCAAGUUAUGAAUAAUGUGGAAAAAAAUUAUUUCUCUGCUUGUGCUAAUUACAUUACCCAUUGUGUAAGGUAAUUGUAUCACAGGCAGAGGGGAGGGUUUUGUGUGAGAGUGUCUGAGUGUAUUGUAUGUGUUUAUUGGUUGAGUUCCAAAACCCUGUGGGUGGUACUAAUGUGUAUAUAAGAACAAUAAACCCACAGCUCUGUCUGUUCACUGCUUGACCCUCAACAGAGCUUUGUCUCAUUCUUGGGAGGAUUUAUUGUAUGCUGUUCCAGUUCGACUGCUAGGAGUGUAAACCUAUUCGUAUGGUUUUUCCUAUUCGGCUGUUUACGGAAUUCAUAUGGUUUCCUGUUCGGCGGAUUGGUGUUCUGCAGUAGCUGUGCCUGUGUCUCUGGAAUGGAAGAGCUACUAAACGGCGGUUUAACCCUUUUAUGCUGAGGGUGCCGUUACAAUUGGUAGCAGCGGUGGGAUCGUUCCUACAGCCAGAAGGACAGCUACAAGAGACACCAUUUAUUUGGAUUUACAAGUGGGGGCAACGCAUGUCCCAGUACAGCGACCCUAAAAGCAACAGAAUGGAACCAGCAGUGUUAUACGAGGAGGAGGACCUGGAUGGCCGGGAUGCAUUAAGGAAAGGCAUCUGGUACCAGGCCCUGGAUAAUGUACAAUACCAGCGGGGUGAGAGUCUCCCCAGUGACUGCUUGACCCUCAACACAGAGCUUUGUCUCGUUCUUGGGGGGAUUUAUUGUAUGCUGUUCCAGUUCGACUGCUAGGAGUGUAAACCUAUUCGUAUGGUUUUUCCUAUUCGGCUGUUUACGGCAUUCAUAUGGUUUCCUGUUCGGCGGAUUGGUGUUCUGCAGUAGCUGUGCCUGUGUCUCUGGAAGGAAAGAUCUACUAAACGGUGGUUUAACCCUUUUAUGCUGAGGGUGCCGUUACAGUCUUAAACUCCUACCUACAGACCAAGUCAUUCAGGAUGGAGUCCAUUUCCAGUAUUGUCUGCAACAUAAAGAAGUGAAGUUGGACGACAUCCAUAGACCUCAAGGACGCAUAUUAUCAGAUUCCCAUUCACCCAGCACAUGUAAAGUUUUUGCGUUUUUACAUAUGGGGGAAGCAUUACCAAUUCAGGGGACUUCCCUUUGGGCUCAGUCUAGCUCCAAGGACGUUCUCGAAGGUUCUCAUUACUUUGGUUGCUUUUCUAAGGUUGCAGAGAAUAGAGAUUUUCCAUUACCUCAACGAUAUUCUUAUCGUGGGUUCCUCGGCCCAGGAAGUUACUUCAGACUCAAACUGCUAUUCACUGUCUACAGGCUCACGGAUGGAUGCUGAACUUAGGGAAGAGCUCUCUGAUCCCAUCCCAAAAGAUUAUUAUUAUUUUCCCUGGGGGCAAAGAUAGAUACUGCUGUAGCAACUCUCUCCCUUUCGCCAGAAAGAAUGACAAAGAUUUUGGAUAUACAAGACUGUCAGACCCUUUCUGCCAGAAGCUAUAUGAGCCUCUUGGGGUCCCUGACAUCCAUGAUAGGACUGGUAAGAUGGGCCCAUUGGGAAAUUUUACCUAUCCAGAUCAGGUUUCUGCGGCAGUUCAGCAAGCACAAGCCGAACUCGGAUCAAGAAAUUGUCCUUAUGAAGUAUGCAAAGGAUCAGCUGAAGUGGUGGAGGAACAUGAAGAAUCUGAGUUGGGGUUUUCCAUUGGAGGAACCAAACUGGUUAGUAGUUUCAACGGACGCAAGCUUACAAGGAUGGGGAGCUCAUCUGGGGUCUCUUUGGAAGCAGGGAAGGUGGUCCAACACAGAGAGAGAAAUGCAUUCAAACUUAAAAGAGUUGAGAGCAAUUCUCAAGGCCCUUCAAGGGUUUCUUCCCUUAAUACAAGAUGCUUGGAUUACAAUUCAGACAACAGGGCAGUGGCGUCAAACGUGAACCACCAAGGUGGUACUCGGAGCAAGCUUCUGUUGAGGGAACUGACUCCUCUUAUGUCUCUGGCACAGAAUCAUCUUCAGGGAUUAAAAGCAGUAUAUCUACCAGGUCCUCAAAAUAUUUUGGCAGAUUACCUGAGCAGAUCAAGCAUUCUACCAGGAGAAUGGAAGCUACACACAGAAGUAUUCCAAGCAAUUACCCUUCGGUGGGGCAUACCCUAGAUCGACUUAAUGGCUACGGACAGGAACACUCAGGUCCCAAAGUACUUCUCUCUUCUUCCAGACCAUCGGGCAAUGGGUCAGGAUGCCUUGUCUCAAAUAUGGGAUUUCGAUCUGGGAUAUGUGUUUCCUCCCUUACCAAUAAUUCUUCGCUUACUAAAGAAAAUUUAGAUGUAGAAGUGAUAAUAGCUAUCAUCCUGUUCUGACCAAGGAGGCUCUGGUUCCCUCUCCUGUGCAAAAUGUCCUUGGAGGAACACUGGCGGCUUCCAAUCAGGAACGAUCUGCUAAGGCAGGGUCCUGUCUACCAUCUCAACUCUGUACAACUGAGAUUGGGGGCCUGGCUUUUGAAAGGGAACGGCUCCUGCAAACAGGAUUGUCUGAGGCAGUAACUAAUAUGCUUCUUCUGUCUAGGAAGAAAUCUACGUCUAAGUGUUAUCACUGUAUAUGGGAGUCAUUUAAGUCCUGGAAUCUUAACAAAGGUCUAGACGUCUUGAACCCUGAUCAGAACCAGAUUUUGGAGUUCUUACAGGCGGGAUUGGAUAAUGGUUUAAGCCUGAAUACCUUGAAGGUGCAGUGUUCUGCACUAUCGGCCCUCUGUAACUACUCUUGGGCUUCAAAUCCCCUGAUUACCAGGUUCUUUAAGGCUACUGUUCGCAUUAGACCCCCUCUGCGCAACUAUGCUCCUCCAUGGGAUCUUCCUCUGGUCUUGGAUGCCUUGUCCGAAAUUCCUUAUUCUCCUCUAGAGAACUUGGAUUUCUCUUCUCUCACGUACAAAACUCUGUUUUUGUUGGCUGUUACAUCAGCCAGAAGAAUCUCGGAGGUGAGAGCUCUCUCCUGUGCAGAGGAAUAUAUACAGGUUUUCCACGACAAAGUGGUUUUAUGUCUGAAAAUGGAAUUCCUUCCUAAAGUUGUCUCAAAAUUUCACUUACACCAGGAGAUCGUUCUGCCUUCUUUUUUUCCUGAACCUUCCUCGUAUCUGGAGGUGAAGCUUCAUAAUCUGGAUAUUAGCGAAUAUUUGAUCAGGUAUUUGUCUGUUUCUGUUUUAAUUCAUAAGACGGAUCAUUUGUUCAUUAUUCCUGAAGGCUCCAGGAAAGGUGAAGCUGCUUCCACUUCUACACUACGGAUUUCCAAUAUCAUCACUAAAGCUUACUCUCUGAAAGGUGUUUCUCCUCCGAAACGGAUUAAAUCUCAUUCGACUAGGUCUUUGGCUACUUCAUGGGCUAAUUGGGCAGAGGUGUCUCCUGAUGACAUCUGCAAGGCAGCAACGUGGUCUUCUCCUAUGACCUUCAUUAAACAUUAUAGGCUGGAUGUAGCCUCUUCUUCUACUAAGUUUGGCAGAAGCGUGUUGGCUUCUAUUAGUACGGCAAAAUAAAAUUAUGUGUUAUUGCAGUUAAUAAGUGUGGAUUACUUUUCCCAACCCUUCUAGCUAGUAUGCUUGGGUAUUAGCCAUAAGUGAUGCUGCCAUGAUUAGCCAGGAAUACCGAAAUUUUAUUUCAUACUUACCAGUAAAUUUGUUUUCCUGGCUAUUUCUCAUGGCAGCAUCAGGUUCCCGCCCUGGGUUUUGUCUGAGCUUUUUAAUUGGACUGUGGUAUGGAGGGAGGAGGAACCCUUUAUGCCUACAGCCUCUUUAAUUGUUUAAUUGUUUUCUGUCCUGAUCCGGCUGAGGGUGGAGCUAACCCAUAAGUGAUACUGCCAUGAGAAAUAGCCAGGAAAAUAAAUUUACUGGUAAGUAUGAAAUUAAAUUUUGGUAUUUUUUGCACACAUCCUCUGGUCAGUUAAGUGGUGCUUUUGACCAAACAGGACCAUGCGGGCAUAAAAAAUGGCCAUCGCCAUGGAGCAAAGGUAAGCCAGAAUAUGCAACAAAAAAAAGUAGGAAUGCAUUUCAAGCAGUCACAGUAAAUUUAAGAUACAAAAUCCAAACUGCAAAAAAAAGCUGAAUUUGAGAAUUUUCCAGCUACAUUUCUGAGGCAUACAUUUUGUAAAGCAGUUUGUACUUCUCUAAAUGUGGCAUACUUUAUUUGGUAUAGUGAUUCUUUGUGUCCGAAUUAAUAAAUAAUGUCAGAGGUGCAGUGGUGCCACUGGUAAAUAAUGGAAUGUCUGGAAUGUGUCUACUGGAAUAUGUCUGCAGCUGAUUCUAGCGUUUGAAGCAGACCUUUCGCUUAGAACAAAAACAAUGUUUACAUUAAUCACAAGUACAAAGAAAGAAUACUCUGUAUGUUGUGUUGACAGUAUAAGCACUUAAAUUGUAACCUUGUAUCUGAUACACCAUCAUGCAAACAAAGCAAUCCUACAUUUUUAUUUAAUUAUUUAUGUUGCUAAAUGUAUGAUUACUCAAAAAUCUAAUAAAUGCACCAUAUCCCAUCCCCCUGGCUUUUGACUGAUAACUUCCUUCUGCGAUAGCAUGGUAUGUUUACCUGAAUGUACCUGACUAAGUCCUUAGCACACUCCCCCCUAGCAUCACCUCUCUAACUGAUCCUUGGAUUAUUUCUUUACAAUUCAUGCCACCUCACAAUGCCUUUCUUGACCUUCUUCUCUUCUCAGUCAUUACUCCAAUAAUUACAACUUUUGCUCCUCUGAAUUCGUACCCAGUCUUUUCAGAUGACGUUCAGAUUCUCUCUGUAUCCCCAUAUUAUACAUCCCUCCUCAUUAUCACCUGCAUCUGGUGAUACCUUCAUAAUCUGCUUACCCAGGAACUUUCCUAGGAACUUUCUGUUGCUGUCAUCAAUAAUUACCCUGCAAAAGAGAAAAGACAAAAUAGAUUUUUGGAUUCUAAGCUGAGCAUAAAGAGUUUGAAAGGGUUACCCCAACCACCAUGACCACUUCUGCGUUUAGAAGUGGUCAUGGUGGUAGGAGUCUGUAUGUCGAGCGUUUCAAUUGGAAACACUGCACAAACAGAGAAAUAUGCAGUUUUGUACUGGCAGCUAAUUGCAGGCUGCCUAAUGUGAAUUCUGUGCAAAAACUACGUCUGUUGUCAGUGCAUUAUUUAUUGUAUUUAUUUAUAAAAUAUUUUACCAGGAAAGAUACAUAGAGAUUUCUCUUGUUUUCAUCUAUGUCCUGGGUCCACAAAACAUUGCAUUGAUACAAUAGGGUACAAUAAAAUACAAAAACAAUAUUAAUAUACAAUAUAUACAAAAUGUAACAGUUGGGAAAUAUAUAAUCAACCAUGACAGGUGCAUUCUAUUUUGAGGUAUGUAGAGAGGGAUCUCUUAAAGGACUUUAGGCUUGGGGAAGGUUUGAAAGUCUGCGGGAGGUCGUUUCAUAAUUGUGGUACUCUGUAGGAAAAGGAGGAUCAGGUUUAAAGUCCCCUCCCUCCUUGCUGCACUCCCUUCCAUAAAGCGGCAGUAUUUAAAGAGACAAACGGAUCGGACUUGAUGACAUCAGUGACAUGUCAAUGAAGGGGCAUGCCUGAUUUCCCGUCCCUAUGUAAAUCCCUCUUGAGUACAGCAGUACCACAUAUACGUUCUUGUGUUCUUUAAAGUAUCAGCCACUAUACAGUGUGUUUAUUCAUUGACUCCAAAGUGUACCAAACCCCUGAUUGUGACUCCUACUACGAACCUGUGUGCUUGGACCCAGCUAAUUUUCUGGAAUAAUGACUAUGUCUUUGCCUUUUCCCAUUCUAAAAAAAAAAGCCCAGUGUUGCCAGUCAGCUAUAUAGUUGCCUUGUACCCUACCAGGCCUCCUGGUUAGUAGUGUAUUGCAAGGGUGUGCUAGACUUCACACUUCAAACUCACAUCACCAAACCUGACAGGAACUUGGAAACCAAAAACAGUUUUUUGCAAAUGUCGUUUUUUAUAAACUGUGAAAGACAAAGUUUGUUAGCUGAAGCUACUCUUGUUACCAUGUAGACAAACACAUCAGAGUGACUAUAAUAAAAAAUCCUGUAUAAGAGAUGUUACGAACGCUGGUAGUUAUGGUACCUUGCUCGCCUAUUCCUCCCGAACUGCUGAGCCUUAGUGAUUAUAGCUGCAGUUCGGGUGUAGAUACGAAUAGUUCCAGACGAAUGCAGCUUCCAAGAAGUUUCUCCCUAGCCAGUAGAUAGUUACCCAAACAUGAGCCUAGACUGUAUGAAGGGUACAACAGGAAUAAUGGUUCAUUGAUGCCACACUGGCUUUUAUGCAAGUCCUCAUGCAAGGGGAACUCCCACCUGGACCUUGUGGGGCACCAGGACACAAAAGUUACAGCCAAAAGCAUUACAUUGAUAAAGUGAAACACUCCCACUGCAAACAUAGAUUCCCCUCCUCUCUGCCUGUGAGAUAAUUAGGUAAGCUAAUGGGUAAUCCAGUUAUCUCCAGGCAGAAAAAAACAUAUUUUCCCCAAAAGUUGGAACGUACCCUAAAACACAUCAUAUCCCCAUAAGUGACAUAUCCUCUGAUAGCCGUGAUCUGGAUGACCAACAUAUUAAAAAAUCACCCAGAUCGGUUCAGGGGUUUUCGAAUUGUAUGGAAGUCUCAUUUCACCGACCGCACACGAGGCUCCUGCCCAAAACAGUUUCAUGAGUUCAGUCUGUACGGUCGGCCUGUUUCGAUAAAGUCAAAUAAACUAAUGUCAAAUAAACUAACGAAUGGAGCCCCCUGGCUCAUAGGAGAUAUUGUUCCCCUUGUUUGUUGGAUUAAACUACCGAACGGUGCUCUCCUAGCUGUUUGUAUAAAGGAAGCAAGCGUUUGUAUGUUUUUAGUGAUGUUAGGGAAGUUGAGUGUCCAAUAUUAGUUCCAGACACUUGACGACCAAGUCCCGCUACCUCCUUUCGUGCAAACAAGAUGGCCACUGUUUUCUCUUCGACGUGGCAUUCGUCUAUACGAACGGCGGCCACCCAGAGAGGGCGCUCAAUCAACAGUUUCCUUUGUAGAUAAUGAGCCAGGGGGUGGUCGGUGUUCAGUAGUUUCAUCUACUGAACUAACAAAACAUAAAAGUAUCGAAUGGCCUUACAAAGUCUCAAAUGAAAAGUCUAUUUUCUUCACAAGAGACACACAGUAUGUAGUAAUCAGAUCAUUACAGAGCUAAGGGUGUUCAGAACCAGAUGACGUCACUCCAACUUGCCAUGAAACCUAUUCUAAUGAGUCAUCAUGUCUGAAAGAUUGCAACAAAGUCUCACCAUGGCCAAUGCUCUAUCUUCUUCGGCAUUGAGUGAAGCACUCUGUAUAAGAGUCCCUGCCAUUCUACUACCCAUCAUGGGAAGGUGGGUAUUUUGCAUAUAACCCUUCAAACUCCACAUGACUGUACACUAAACACUAUUUUCCUUUUGCCUCAAUUUUAACAAUUUAAAAUGUAAGCACUCAAUGCCUAAACCUGAAACAAAACCCUUUAUUUUCCUCCUUGGUUUAACUAAUCUUAAGCAUAGAACACACAAUGUACCCUAACACUAAACUUAAAGGAACCCUAUAUUGUCAGGAAUACAAACAUGUAUUCCUGAUGCUGUACUUGGAAAAUUGAUGUUAAGAUGACCAGCCCCCAGUGGUUUUACUUACCUUUUUUCCAGAGUCACGCUAGCCUUGUCACAGCUGGCCCCACCAUCUUGACUAAGAUCAAAGUUUGAUGAUCUUUUAGGAAAGCAUUGAGAGGUAAUUGCACAUGCGUGGCAAACUGCUGCAUGCGCCAAUUAGCAACACCUCAUCAUUUCUAUCAUAUAAGUGGUUAUGCUAUGACAACUUCAGAGAAAAAAAAUACAUAGAACUCAUAGCUAACUUGUUAUCUAAAUAUUACCUGGUUAUUGGAUUAUGCAAGCUUGUUUAACCCUUCUCAAUAUUUUAUUUGUACUACAUAUCUAUUUUUUAUCAAAUUAUUUUGUCAGUCAUUCAUUUAACACUGAGUGGUUUUGGGGUUUUUUGGUUUUUUUUUUUUGCAGUUGUUAUUUUUACAGUAUUCCUUCCUUUUUGGAGGCCAAAUAAAUAAAAAAGAGGAAUGUUUGGACACCAUCUACAAUGUGGAAAGUGAGCUUGUUUGGGAAAAAAAAUGUCCUUAAGAUAGUUGAGUUUGCAAUUAAUACUUGCCUUUUAUUAACCCCUUCAAAACUGCCGACUUAUAGGGUAUGUCAAAACUACUUUUUAAACUCAUGACUAUUGACGAACCCUGUACAGUGAUAUUUUGGUGUGGUUUUAAAAAGCUAGUUGCUACUAUGACAGAAAUAGUAUAAGAGUUAAAUAGAGGUCUCUCCAGGCAGGCAAUUGUGACAUCUCAGUCAUCAGCCAAGGCCUUGUAAGCAAUGUGAGUGUCCCCCAGGAUGACCAGUCAGCAUGGGUGGAAGUGUACUAAACAGUUAAUUGUUAGGGUUUUUAGGGUUCGCAUGCACUAACCUACCAAACAGUGAAUGGUUUGGGUUAGAUAGGGUUAGGACUGGGCAGGGAUAGGGUUACAGUUAAGCCACGGUUAGAUACAGCAUCAAAAUUUGAUGACAACCAGUAUGGUGGGAAGCUAGCAAAGAAAAUAUUGCCCAUCUCUAUCAUGACCCAAUAAAUUCCCACUAAACCUGGCAAAUGUAUACAUGUGGUGUGUAUGUGUAAAGCAUAAUACAAAUAUGUGGUCUUUGAACUAGCAAAACCCACGGUGUUUGAAAUUCAUUAUGAAAAUUCAAUAUGUAUGUGACAAAAAACAUAACAUGGCUGCAAAUGGGCCGAGUCGUUAUAGAAUGACUGGUUGACAAAACUAAGGCUCCCCACAUUAAUAAUGCUCUUGUUGAGCUGUAUUGUGGGCAGAAAAAUGACAGCAGUAACUUACUGAAGCUCACUCCAGCUGGACUUAUAUCUGAUUUCUCCAUGUAUUUACAUACUGAUCCAUCCAGUAGAUUAGGCAUUCAUUCAUUACACUGAAGACAAGGUGUUCCACUCACCCUUUUAAAUGCAAAUUUAAAAAUGUGUUAAUAUGUACCAAAACAACAGCAAUAUAUCAACUGUCUCACAGAGGGUGCUUUUGUCAAGGUUAUCAACAUACAAAACAAACCCAAACAAACAAACAAAAUAAUGCAUGCCUAAGAAACAGAAACAAUGGGGCAAAAGAUUUUAAUGCAGUAACUGCAUUUUUUAAAACGAACCACAGUUUGUAGAAAUGCAAAUACAGUUGCAAGAAAAAAGUAUGUGAACCCUUUGGAAUGAUAUGGAUUUCUGCACAAAUUGGUCAUAAAAUGUGAUCUGAUCAUCAUCUAAGUCACAACAAUAAACAAUCACAGUCUGCUUAAACUAAUAACACACAAAGAAUGGAAUGUUGCCAUGUUUUUAUUGAACACACCAUGUAAACAUUCACAGUGCAGGUGGAAAACGUAUGUGAACCCCUAGACUAAUGACAUCUCCAAGAGCUAAUUGGAGUGAGAUGUCAGCCAACUGGAGUCCAAUCAAUGAGAUGAGAUUGGAGGUGUUGGUUACAGCUGCCCUGUCCUAUAAAAAACAAACACCAGUUCUGGGUUUGCUUUUCACAAGAAGCAUUGCCUGAUGUGAAUGAUGCCUCGCACAAAAGAACUCUCAGAAGACCUACGAUUAAGAAUUGUCUACUUGCAAAAAGCUGGAAAGGGUUAUAAAAGUAUCUCCAAAAGCCUUACUGUUCAUUAGUCCACGGUAAGACAAAUUGUCUAUAAAUGGAGAAAGUUCAGCACUGCUGCUACUCUCCCUAGGAGUGGCCGUCCUGUAAAGAUGACUGCAAGAGCACAGUGCAGACUGCUCAAUGAGGUGAAGAAGAAUCCUAGAGUGUCAGCUAAAGACUUACAAAAGUCACUGGCAAAUGCUAACAUCCCUGUUAGCAAAUCUACAAUACGUAAAACACUAAACAAGAAUGGAUUUCAUGGGAGGAUACCACAGAGGAAGCCACUGCUGUCCAAACAAAACAUUGCUGCACGUUUACAGUUUGCACCUGGAUGUUCCAAAGCAGUACUGGCAAAAUAUUCUGUUGCACAGAUGAAACCAAAGUUGAGUUGUUUAGAAGUAACAGUAAAUCAACAACAGAAUGGCUUAAACAGAAGAAAAUACGCCUUCUGAAGUGGCCCAGUCAGAGUCCUGACCUCAAUCCGAUUGAGAUGCUGUGGCAUGACCUCAAGAAAGCGAUUCACACCAGACAUCCCAAGAAUAUUGCUGAACUGAAACAGUUCUGUAAAGAGCAAUGGUCAAGAAUUACUCCUGACCAUUGUGCACGUCUGAUUUGCAACUACAGGAAACGUUUGGUUGAAGUUAUUGCCAGGGCCGGACUGGCCCACCGGGAUACCGGGAAACUUCCCGUUGGGGCGGGGCACCUGGGGGCUGCUCCUCCUCCUUCAGCCAUCAGCAACAGCAGUGACAGGAGUGCCGCCGGACCGGCGAUGCUGCCACCCGGCCUGGCGGCUCCAGCCUGGAACGCGGCCCCUGACUUCUCUAGGUAAAUGGGGGGGGAUAAAACAGAGAGGAGAGAGAUGGGGAGAGACACAGGGAAAGGGGGGAGGGAGAGAGACGUGGAGGAGGGGGAGAGACACAGGAAAAGGGGGAGGGAGAGAGAUGGAGAGAGACACAGGGAAAGGGGGGAGGGAAAGAGAUGGGGAGGAGGGGAGAGACACAGGGAAAAGGGGAGGGAGAGAGAUGGGGAGGAGGGGAGAGACACAGGGAAAGGGGGGAGGGAGAGAGAUGGGGAGGAGGAAGAGACACAGGGAAAGGGGGUGAAAGAGGCAGAGGGGGAAGAGAGAGACAAAGAGGGAGAAAUGAGAGAGAGACACACAAGGGGAGGGGAAGAAAGAGGCAGAGGGGGAAGAGAGAGACUGGGAAGGAGAGGGGAUACAUUGACACAGAGGAGCAGUGAGGGGGAGAAAGAAACAUACAGAGGGACUGGGGGAGACAAAAAGGCACACAGAGGGGCUGGAGAUAAAGAGACACACAUAGGGGCAGUAUAUAUCACUGGUGGAUGGGGGGGGCAAUGGGUCCCCCCCCAAGGCUUUCCCCUGCCGGCCGAUCUCCCUCCCCGUUCCACAGGCACCGUGCAGCCAGUCGGCAGGGGAGGAAGAGAGGACCUGGGGCAACGCUCCGGCUCUCACAAGGGUGAACUCUAGCCCUGGAGCUACGGGCUAGAGUUCACUCUCACCACUUCCUGGUGGUCGCAGUAGUAGGAGUGAACUCUAGCCCCAUACACACACUGCUCACACACACACUGCCCACAUACACACCGUACACAUUCACACACUGCCCCCACACACACACAACAUACACAUUCACACACUGCCCCCCCACACACACACCAUACACAUUCACACACUGCCCCCCACACCCACACACUGAACCUUUCACACACAUUGCACCCCUCACACAUUGCACCACUGCUCCUAUUCCCUACUACAGCCCCAUAUCCCAGCAGACUCCAGGUAAGUUGUCAAACUGUUCUUAAAAGGUUUGACUACUUACUCUGGGAGGGUGUGCCGACACUCCUGGCACCAUAACCACUACACAGAGGAGUAGUGGUUAUUGUGCAUGGAAUAUUUCUUUAAAUAAUCUACAAGUGCCCCUCCCGUGCUCAGGCUCUGGAUCCGCCACUGGUAUAUGACAUGUAUAUUAAUGUGUGUAUUAGAUAUAUAUAUAUAUAUAUAUAUAUACCUAUUAUAUUUACUCAUAUUAAUGUACAUUUAUAUAUGCAUAAUACAAAGAGAAAUUUCAUUAAUAUGUACCAUAUGUAAUGAGCAGAUAUUGGCCCAGUCUUGUUGCUAGGUGCAUACUCCAGCACAAUAACAUAUUUAAAGUGAAUAGCACACCCACAGGACUUCAAAAUAAAAAAAAAUUCAGUUGUGCCCUACAUACAUUCACCAUUUCAGUCCCAUUAACAAGCUUUCCUUAAUAUGUCAAGGUAGUUGGACUGAAACAUUGAUUACAUGCAAAGGCACGCCUGCUUAAAAUAAAUCUGCACUUUUGUUUAUUUUGAAGCCUAUGAGUGCGCUUUUUACGUUGAAGUAUUUUUUAAUUUUAAGUUAUCUGUUCUAACUCUGUAUCUGCGCACUAUGCUGGCGCGACGCAUUAUGGGGCUGGUAAAUAUUUUUUUUCCACGGCUGCUUUUAAUUCCCAGUCCGGCCCUGGUUAUUGCUGCGAAAGGAGGUUCAAUCCAAGGGUUCACAUACUUUUUCUACCUGCACUGUGAAUGUUUACAUGGUGUGUUCAAUAAAAACAUGGCAACAUUUCAUUCUUUGUGUGUUAUUAGUUUAAAGGACCACUCUAGGCACCCAGACCACUUCAGCUUAAUGAAGUGGUCUGGGUGCCAGGUCCAGCUAGGCUUAACCCAUUCUUUUAUAAACAUAGCAGUUUCAGAGAAACUGCUAUGUUUAUGAAUGGGUUAAGCCUUCCCCCAAAGCCUCUAGCGGCUGUCUCAUUGACAGCCACUAGAGGCGCUUGCGUAAUUCUCACUGUGAUUUUCACAGUGAGAGCACGCAAGCGUCCAUAGGAAAGCAUUGAUAAUGCUUUCCUAUGUGACUGGUUGAAUGCGUGCGCAGCUUCUGCCAUGCGUGCGCAUUCAGCCAACGGGGAGGAACGGAGGAGGAAAGCUCACCGCCCAGCGCUGGAAAAAGGUAAGUUUUUACCCCUUUCCCCCUUCCAGAGCUAGGCGGGAGGGGGACCCUGAGGGUGGGGGCACCCUCAGGGCACUAUAGUGCCAGGAAAACUAGUGUGUUUUCCUGGCACUAUAUUGGUCCUUUAAGCAGACUGUGAUUGUCUAUUGUUGUGACUUAGAUGAUGAUCAGAUCACAUUUUAUGACCAAUUUGUGCAGAAAUCCAUAUCAUUCCAAAGGGUUCACAUACUUUUUCUUGCAACUGUAUUGUAUUGAAACAGAAACAGCUGCAGUGUACUUAAAUCAUACAAAUACAAUGCAUGUAAUGGUACAAGAAACAAUCAAAACGAUGGCUAAUUAAAAACUAAAUAAAAACUCACUAAAUUCACUAAGGUCCGAAUGGCCCUGUACCGGAUGGGGCAAAACUAUUCGGCUGCAUAUGGGGGUCAUUCGGACUGCAUAAUACACAUAUUGUUCAUGCAAUUUAAAGCGACACUCCAAAUAAAAACUUGCAUGUAUUUAAUUGUGCAUUUUUUCAUUGGCAGUAUAUCUAAAAACAGAUUGUAAAACCUGUUUUCUCUGCUGCCUUUGCAAGCCGUCCUAACCCCACCCAGACUUUCUGUGGCUGUCCAGUCCAAUGCAGCUCAAUGAGAAGUCUUUGUAAGGCAGGUGCUCUGAGCAAUUGCUUCCUCUUGAGGUUAGAUCCACCGAACUAACCAAACCAGGAAGUAGCAGGACCUGUUGUCUGCUUGAAAGUCACUGGUGUGUGACCAGGUUAUUUGUAAAAGUGUCAAUUUCUAUUGAAAUGUGAACUUUUUGUAAAAUGAAAAAAAAGAGGACACAAUCACACUACAAGUCUAUAAGACCCCCUAUAUUACGAUAAGGGAGGUUUUAAUCCUGUCUGAAAAAAUAUUUAAAAAUGUUUGGAUGUAUUGUUAUAUAUUUUUUUAAAGUUUAUCCAAAAAAUUAAUAUCAUUUGAAACGCUUAUUCAAAAAUAUUAAAUCGAAACCUAUAUCAGAAAAAUGCAAAAACAGUUUUUUUCAUAAACUAGUCAGGAAAUAAUGUAUCCAUAUCUGGCAGGGAUUUUUUUGCACAUUCUGAGGGCAAUUUCAAAACCAUACCCAACAAAUUAUAGAAGCAAACAAUACUGGAAUGAUAAAUCUUUAUCAAGGUGUUCGCGAGAAUAAAAUCCAGGACAAGAAAAAACCAAUUCAUUUGGGCACUGCUUUCCACCGUAACACAAACACAACAGGGCAACUCACUAUUUGACUGAAACAAUCUCUUGCAGGGUGUAUGGUAGCGAGAGACAGGAACUGUUAAUCUGGAACUACUUUUGCAGAGUUAUUCAAUACACCAGGAAUUUGGAAGAGUUGACAAAUUGCAAAUUGUAGGUCACAAAACCCAAAUUGCGUUAUAUAUUUGAGUUGGAAAAUAUUUUAAUUUCAUGUAUUUUAAUCUAGAAUUUCCAUUGCCAGAUACUUUUGAAAUUAGAGAUGAACUUUGUUUUAAUCACAAAAUUCUAAAUUUAAUAAGGUAAAUUUAUAGAAAACCAUCCCAUAGAUACUGGGGCAGUUUGGAAAAAGCUUGCCGAAGUGUUUUAUGUAUGAUGAGUGUGUGUUCUCUUUUUUUUAAAUUUUACAAAAAGUACCGCAAAAUAAACCGUCAGUUUUAUAAAUGAACCGUGUUAAACCCCUCUGGCUGUCAAUUAGACAGCCAGGCCUGUUACUUCCUGGUUGGUUAGCUCUGUGGAGCUAAACUCAGAAGGCAGCAAUUGCUCAGAGCACCUGCUUUGCAAAGAUCUCUCAUUGAGCUGCAUUGUAAUGUCUGUCAUUGAAAAGACACAGGACGUCUGGGCUGCUGAAGAAGGGGAGGGCUUGCAAAGACUGCAGAUAAAAUAUCUGCAGCCUUUGCAAGCUGUUUUAGAUAUAGCUCAAUGUAAAAAUGCAUAAUUAAAUGCAUACCUUUCAUUGAGGGUAUAACUACUAAACAGUGUUUUUUGUUUUAUUUAAACUUGUGUUUGGGCAGGGAAGUAUCUAUUUAAUAUCCUCUCUUUUUUCAAAACUGCCACAGAAUUAUUCAAAUGAGUUUCAAAAUAAAUGUGAACCCAGAAGACCCCAUUCUACCCAAGAAUGGAACUUGCAUAAUGGUGUUAAAGUUCUAGGCAUGUCUUAAAAAAUAAUAUCAUAUCAUAUAAUCAUGUCACAGUCUAAAUUCUUGUAUAGUGUUUCAAACUAUGGGUGGAGUGCUUAUUUACAGUCAGUACAUUGCAUGCAAUAGUGAUUCAAUCAUGAGUGCAAAUACCUGUAUAAAGUGCUAUAUAUAUUUUAAAAUCAAUAAUAAAACACACAUUAAAGGGAUACUAUAGUCACCCAGACCACUUCAUCUCAAAAAAAACAUGGCAGUGAAACAUGGCAGUUUUAGAGAAACUGCAAUAAUUACAUUGCAGGACUAAUACUGCCUCUAGUGGCUGUCUAUCAGAUAUCCACAAGAGGCACUUCCUGGAUUCUAGCGGACUCUGAGUGCCUUACACGACGCUGGACGUCCUCACACUAUGCAUGCUUUUCUAUAAAACCUUAUAGAAAAGCAUUGAGGCAAUACGUUCCUAUGGGGAGGGCCUAAUGCGCAUUAGAGAAGGCGGAAUACGACCAAGCAUGGAGGGACAUCUGCGCUGGAAUCGGGUGAGUAAAUAAAGGGUUUUUACACCCUUUAUCUGCUAUUGGGAGGUGGGCGGCGAAAGGGAGGGGGUGGUCAGAGUGCACUAUAGUGUUAGGAAUACAGAUUUGUAUUCUUAGGUCUGCUCCAUUUCCUGUGUCAGAGAUAGUACUCACCCUGAUCAACACAGGAAAUGGAGCGGACAUAAGCUCCUCCUUUGGUCAAAUAAAGUAAAUCGUAGGAAAAAUACAUAAGACAAAGUAGUCCCUCACUUUGUCUUAUGUUUUAAAGGAACACUAUGGUCACCAAUACAACUUUAGCUUAACAAAGCAGUUUCUGUGCAUAUUUCAUGCCUCUGAAGUUUCACUGCUCAAUUCCCUUCCAUUUAGGAGUUAAAAAACGUUGUCUCUGUUUAUGCACCCCUAACAACACCUGCCCUGGCUGUGAUUCACACAGCCUGCAUGAAAAAAAAUCUGGUUUCAUUUUCAAUCAGAUGUAUCUGAAUAGAUAAACUAGAUCAGAAAUAAAGAAAGAAGAAUAGAUUCUAAUAUAAAAAGAGAAGAGGAAACAAUAGGAGAAAGAUAAGCUGGGCAAGACAGUGCCAGUUUAAGAGAACCAUGUUCCCCAUUUAUUCAUGUAUUUUUGUUCAAUAUUAGUUAUAAGAAAUAUUUAUUAACCGGAAAGUAUAUCAAUAGAAUGCAGAAUUCAGCACAUAAUAUAACCACCAAAAUAUCCUCUAAAGCAGGGGUUCCCAACAAAUGCCUGGUGAGCCGCGAUGGCCAUGUGCCAGCAGGGGAAAUCACAGGAACUCCCCUGCAAGCUCAUGCAGAGCCAGCGCUAUCCGAGCGCCGGCCCUGCUGUGUGUGCCUUCAUGGGCCGGUGGGGAAAUCAAAGAACUCCCUCACUGGCCCACUUCCCUCCCUCUCAUGCAGGCGGCCUGCAUGAGAGGGAGGGAGGGAAGGAGGAGCCGAGAGGCAGAAGGUUCCUCCCACGAACUGGGCAAUACAGAGCGUUGCCGUGGGUUACCGCGAGAGGACUGGACUCUGCCUGCAGCCAGAGGAGCAGCAGGCAGACUAGUCUUGCUCAUCUCCACCUGACCACCAGGGCAAUGUCCCCUCUCCCUGAGGAAAAGGUAAGCAGAGGGGAGAGGGGACAUAAAGGUUAUUUAUGCUUUUUCUUAUUUUAUUUUUUUAAAUAGUAAUAAAAAAAAUAGAUUAAUUACCACUAAUCCCCCCAACCCCCAAUAUAUAGACCCACACAGUCACACACAAACACGAUACCCAUCAACCACACACAGCACCCCUCACAAACACCCAAAGCACCCCUCACACACAUAAACACACCUCACACACAGCACCCCUCACACACACAAAAACCCCUCACACAUAGCACACCUUACAAACACAUCACCCCUCACACACACAAACACCCCUCACACACAGCACACAAACACACAUACAAACACCCCUCACUCACAGCACACCUCACAAACACAGCACCCCUCACACACACACAGAGUAUUACUCAAACACAGCACCCAUCACACACACAAACACAUCCCCCCUCUCAUACACAGAGCACUCCUCACACACACAAAUACACAGACAGAGCACCCCUCACACACACACAAACACAAACAGCACCCCUCGCGAACACAGCAUCCCUCUCACACACACAGCAUCCCUCACACAGACAGAGCACCCCUCACAAACACAGAGAACCCCCUCACAGCACACAGACACACAGCGCCCCUCACACAAACAAACACCCCUCACACACACAGUACCGCUUAUUCACACACAGAGACAGAGCACCCCUCACACACACAGCACCACUCACACAGAGCACUGCUCACACACACACACACACACACACAGAGCACCCCUCACACACACACACACACACACAGAGCACUCCUCGCACACAUGGCACCCCUCACAGACACAGCACUCCUUACACACACAGACAGAGCACCCUGCACACACACAAACACUGCACCCCUGUUUGUCAGUGUGUCAGGGUAUGUAUCUAUGUGUCUGUGUAUCUGCAUGUGUGUCAAGGUCUGUAUCAGUGUGUCAGGGUGUGUAUCUUUAAGUGUGUCAGUGUAUCGUUGUGUCUGUGUAUCUGUAUGCGUGUCAGGGUAUGUAUCUCCGUGUCAGUGUGUCUGUGUUUCAGGGUGUGUAUCUGUGUGUCAGGGUGUGUCAGUGUCUGAAUCUGUAUGUCUGUGUGGGCAUCUAUGUCUGUAUGUGUGUCAGUGUAUGUAUCUGUUUGUCAUUGUGUGUAUCUGUGUUUGUCAGUGUAUGUAUCUGUGUCUGUGUAUGUAUGUGUGUUUCACUGUAUCUGCAUAUGUGUCAGGGUAUGUACCUGUGUACCUGAAUGUGUGUCAUUGUGUAUCUGUGUGUCUGCAUGUGUGUCUGUUUUAUUUUGUCUGUAUUUGUAUGUGUGUCAGUGUUUGUAUCAGUGUAUCUGUAUGAAUGUUUUUGUGUCUGUGUAUGUAUGUCAGUGUUUUUAUCUGUAUGUUUGUGUAUCAUUAUGUCUGUACAUCUGUACCUGUAUGUAUGUCAGUGUGUGUAUCUGCAUGUGUGUCAGUGUUUGCAACAGUGUAUCUGCAGGUGUGUGUAUCUGUAUGUGUGUCGGUGUUUGUGUAUGUGUGUCUGCAUGUGUGACAGUUUGUGUGUAUGGGGCAGAGGGAUAGCAGGGGGAGCUUGGGACAGAGGAGAAACAGAGAGAGCCUGGGGCAGAGGAGAAGCAAGGAAAGCCUGGGGCGGAGAAGAAGCAGGGAGAGCCUAGGGCAGAGAAAAAGGGGAUAUGGGACAGAGAAAAAUUUAUGCAUUUGAAAUAAAUGCAACUAAAUUAAUUACAAACAUUUUGUUAAUGGGAGGGGUACAAUUUAUGGAAAUGGGUUGCCAAGGGGUACUCAAGUAAAAAAAGGUUGGGAACCAAAGUAUACCUUAGUGAACUUCGUUACAACAGCAAUAUGGAAGGCCUAAUUUCAAACCUUUUAUAUGGGUUAUAUGGCUACAAUAGAUCUGUGAUCAAAAAGAUGCAUUUGAUAUGUCAAAAUGUAGAGCAUCAUUUGAGCAUCCAGCGCUGUGGAAAACAUUGGCGCUUUAUAAAUGGCAGUAAUGAAUAAAUAAAUAAAUAAAUCAUUUGAGUAAGGUGGUAAUAGAGCUACAAAAAAUCUGGCAAGUUACAUUUCCCAAACAGGUCUCUCAAUGUAUAAAAAAUAUUUUAUUUGCAAAGAGCAAUAUACUUUAAAGCAAAUUUAAAAAACCUUUUUAAAUGAGGGUCAAAUCUGCCUGUAGUAUAUAAAUGCCCAAGAUGCAUUUUUGAGUCAAAUCCUGGUAUUCACAAAUACUGAAGUUCUGGGGAUUUUUCUCUAAAAUUAUAAUUAUCGGGGAUCUGACCAAAGUAGCCAGAAAAGCUGGAAACAUAGAUGAGUUGGAAAUUUCUACCGGUGAGGCUGUUUUAACCUAGAAUUUGAAAAUCCCUGGUCAAAGUCUGGAGUCUGCUAAGUACAUAGUAGAGGAAUUUGGACGUUUAUCCAUCAAAAUAAUAAAUAACAUAUUGAGAAUUCAGAAUGCCUACUGUUUUGCAGUCAUAUCCAUAGGAGAAAAAAAUCAAUAAACAUUUAUUGGCUGUUUGUUAAAAAAAACAAAAAACUAAACUUAAUUAAAUAUAAUAAAAUAAGAAAGGGUGUCUCGUAAACUUCCUAUUAACCAAAAGGUAAUUGCUGGGAAAUUUAACUUGCCACAAUUGCCAAGUCUCUCUCCGAUCUGUAAGCUAAUUGAGGACACCAUCUUGCUUUUUAAAAGCAAUCUUUUUUUUUUUAAUCCCCUGCACUCCAGUGAGCGUGACUUUUAUUAUAAAAUUUUGAAGUUAAUCAGGAAAUGUCUGAGACUUUAUUCUAUCAUCCAAAGUUCUGGGCCAUAUUGGGACCAUUGCAGUUGGGUGCCAACUCAGGGCAAAAUUAAGUCUAUUCAAAGGUGGCUUGAGAAGUUCCAAACCAAAUUUAAUAAUAAAACCUUAAUAUUAUUAGUUUUUUUUUUUUAAAUAAAAUUUGAUACAUGACACAUUUAUAAUGUUUUAAUAAACACAAUGAUCCUAAAAAUAAAUGUAAAAAAAAGAAAGUCAAUUAUUACAGUAGCUGAACUUUAAAUGAAUUUUGUUACCAUACAGUAUUGGAAACCAAUUAUAAUGACAAUUAAGUCUUUUCUAGAUGCUGGUUACGUAAUAUCAGAAGGAGGAGAAGGAGGGGGAGAGACCAGCUCCAUGCACUUUGAGUGGGAGUGACGACUGCAGGAAGUGGAUCUUCAACAAACUGAAGUGACUUAGAGCAUGUGAACUGGACGCAGAUAAGUGGACACUGGCUUAUUACAAAACACAAUCGACAUGGUAUGGCUGCUCACUGACUGCUAACAAGGGAUCUACCCAGGUAAGAGUUAAUCCCCUGGAUACAUUGUUAGUCAUUUACAGUGAGGAUUCUAAUGGAAGCUUAGCUGUUUAUUUGCAAGCCAUCUGUUGUAUUAAUAUUAUUAUUAGGCAGGAUAUGUGAUCUGCAGCCAAAUUUGGAGGAUAUGUGUAUUUCGUAUUGCUUUUUUCUGUGUCUUUUUUUAAGUAAAAAUAAAAAAUCCAUGUUUUCUUUAUUUUGGGUAACUUUACAAUGGCCUCAGUGACAAUGUUGGUGGGGGCACAGCACAGGGUGGUAGUUUGAAUGGGACAGAAGGGAUGGGCUUCACCCUCUCAUAAGUGAUCGGUUGUCUGAACUAAAUCAGUAUUUGAGGAAAGCCCCUUUAAACAGAUGUUUCUGCUGUGUCGCAGUCUGACUUUGAACGACUCUGAACGUCCCCCGAUAUAUCGAUGAUCUUUUUGAAGUUAAAUGCAUAAAGUUGGUAGAAGGCAAGAAAUUGAAUAUAAUAAUUAAAAAACAAUCUUGCAAAUCAUGCAACAUUGCUAGUUUUGUUUACUUAGUUUUCAUUCCUGAAAAAAACUAACUCCGGGCUUUGACCUAAUGAGAAAGUGUAAAAUGUCCUUGCAGGAAGGGGAGGGGAGAAUAAAGGGGUAUAGAGAAUGUUAGUUGAUUCAUUCCUAGCAGGAUGCAGGGAGUUCCCCUUCGCUUCAUUCAUUAAAGGAUGGCACAUGGGCGAAGCACAAAGGAUUUAUCGCAUCACACUGCCACCACGUGGAAUCCUCAGUUUUCGCAUUAUCUAAAGGAACCCUAGAGCCAAGUAGAUUUCCGGGGAGGACUAUCUUGAUGGGAAAUUGAAAACAGCUAUUUCCUGCACAAUAAAUACCAUGAAUAUUUUACAAGGCGACUCUAUCUCUCCAUUUUCUCGAAAUACAAAUGUCCAUUUCAGAGCUGCUUUCUCAUUACUAGACUUUUUGUGCACUUUAACCCCCUCCUCAACCCCCAACUCCAACAGGUCAGAGCUGUAGUUAGUAGCCAUAACUAUAUGCUAUUGGGGUGGGAUAAUAGUCAUGUGUUACACAACUAACUAACUGUGUAAGAUAAAAUUUAGAGCACUCAGAUAAAGUUCUGUAGUGGAAUUGUUGCUGUCUUACUUCUGCUAUUAUAUUUUUAGUUUUAAGAGUAAAGUAUACUUAUAAACAAAUGCAUCAUGUUUAUAAUAUGUGUUUAUAAAUCACUAAACUGGCUUGCAUUGUUUCAGGAUUAUUAGUGGUAUGUGAUAAGUUUAUUAACCCCUUAAGGACACAUGACAUGUCAUGAUUCCCUUUUAUUCCUGAAGUUUGGUCCUUAAGGGGUUAAGGACGACUAUAGGCACCCAGACCAAUUCAGCUUAAUGAAGUGGUCUGGGUGCCAGGUCCCUCUAGGAUUAACCCUGCCUGCUGUAAACAUAGCAGUUUCAGAGAAACUGCUAUGUUUUCAAAUGGGUUAAUCCAGCCUCUAGUGACUGUCUCAUUGAGAAGACGCCAGCGUCCAUAGGAAAGCAUUGAGAAUGCUUUCUUUUGAGACUGGCUGAAUGCGCGCGUGGCUCAUGCCGCACAUGCGCAUUCAGCCGAUGACGGGAAAGGAGGAGGAGAGUCCCCAGCGCCGAGGGAGCCUGGCACUGGAGAAAGGUAAGGGAUUAACCCCUUCCUCCCCCUAGAGCCCGGCGGGAAGGGAAUCCAGAGGGUGAGGGGGACCCAAGCACCCUAUAGAGCCAGGAAAACUAGUAUGUUUUCCUGGCACUAUAGUGGUCCUUUAAUGACAGAUCAAUAAGAAAAACGAUACAACACAAACCUGGCUAAAUGACUUAUUGUACUAAAAACUACAAAUUGCCAAGCUGUGACUAUAGAGGGUUUUUUUUGUUUUGUUUUUUCAAAAAGGCAUUUAUCUUAAUUGCACAGUUCGGUGUACAAUUUUCUGACAUUCAUACAAUCCAGUGUGCAAGUUUAAGAAUUACCCCUAUCAUUACAAUCACUACAACACUCUGUAGUGGUUAUGAUGCCAGGUGUACCCCAUUGUGGUUCCCUUGUAAUGGGGCAAACAGUUUAGUUUGCCCGGUGAUGAAGUUCUGGCUUCUGCACAGUUGUGACCGUCAUAUUUCAUUGGCUGAGAGUGUCAGCUGACCACUCUCCAAUAUUGCACAGAAUUGACAUUAGCCAGCCUAGACCCUCCGGUAGAAGAGAGGUAGUGAAACGCUGCACACACAGGCUUGAGGCACUCUGACCACUUCCAAUCUGAAGUGGUCAUGGCGCUUGGAGUAACUCUUUAACAAUGCCAACCUCUCGAGCAGCUCUUAAUUAUAAAUGCACGUCAAGCUCAGCCAGAAGACAUACAGGAUCUUAUUUACAUCUUGAAGUACAAAUCACGUUUUCAGCAUAAAUAAUUUAAAGGACCACUAUAGUGCCAGGAAAAAAUACUCUGGGGGGAGAAAGGGUUUAAACUUACCUCUUUCUCCAGCUCUCCUGCUCCUCCUUUCCUCCCUCCCCGCAAGAGCCUCUCGCGCAUUCAGCCAGUACAUAGAAAAGCAUUCUCAAUGCUUUCCCAUGGACGCUGGCGUCUUCUCACUGUGACAAUCACAGUGAGAAGAACACAAGCGCCUCUAGCGGCUGUCAAUGAGACGGCCACUAGAGGCUGGAUUAAACCUAAUGUAAACAUAGCGGUUUCUCUGAAACUGCUAUGUUUAUAUAAAAAAAAAGGGUUAAACCUAGCUGAACAUGGCACGCAGACCACUUCAUUAAGCUGAAGUGGUCUGGGUGCCUAUAGUGGUCCUUUAAGUAAUUUUUGCUCAAAAAUGGUAUUUAGAUAUUGUAAGUAUUUCCGUGUUCUUUUUACUCAAAUAUUUCUUACUCAGAUUUUCAGAGUACAUACCGAGCAAAAGUUUAAUUUUGCUUUCAAAAAUCUGGUAUGCUGAUUUUCAUUGACUUCUUUUACUUGAAAAAUGCGAUUAAAAGUUGAGUAAAUUCUCUUCUCAUACAAUAUCCUACAUGCCAUUGCUGUAGUAAAAGGUAAAGAGCACAUUAUUAUUAUUAUUAUAAUCGUUUAUGUAGCACCAACGUAUUCCGCAAUGCUUUACAGUAUUAUAAAGGGGGAAAUUUAACAAUUACAAAAUGAUACAGGAACAAUAUGUUAAUGAGGACAUUGUUUUAAAAGAGCUUACAAUCUACAUGCAUUAGCCCCAGCCACACAUCCAUAUUCAUUAGCCCCAGCCAGACAUACACAUUCCUUAGCCCAGCCAUCUAUCCACAUCCAUUGAUAGCAGGAAGCCUUUAACACCCAUCAUCCAGAGGCAUUCAGCAUACUUUCAAAAAAGUCUUUGGAAAUGCUGGCAGUCUAUCUACCAGUGCCCUCAGCUCAGCUUCACUGAAUUUCACUUUUUUUUCAUACUAUUCAUUGCAACUUGAGCCCCCUCAUUGUUCCAUGCAGGAGUAAUAAUUUCUAUCGGUAACCAAGUCAACAACAUGGACAGAUCAUCCAAAUAACUCAUGAGUAAACUGUAAGCAAAAAUGUGAAGUAAUUUUCAAGGAGGUAUUCAACUGCUGUGUAGCCAAGGUUAACUUACUGGACGGUAGAUAGCUAGGUGGACAAAACUGCUGAAAUCCAACUGCACCUUCAGUGAAAAUUCUAAGUGAAUUUAAAAUAGGAAAGCAUUGGAUUGGCUGAGAUCAUCAAUUCCAAGGAUGUGGGGGCGGAGCUAAACACUGUGUUGUCCAGUCAGCAUCUCCUCAUAGAGAAGCAUUAAUUCAGUGCAUUAAUUCAGUGCCAGCAUAUUCCGUAGCACUUAACAAUAUUAGCGAAGGGGGAGAUUUAACAAUAAAUGAGACAAUUACAAAAAAUUACAGGAACAAUAGGUUGAAGAGGGCCCUGCUCAAACAAGCUUGCAGUCUAUAGGGUUCACUGGUUUCCGUGGUGAUUACCCCACAUUUAGUACUUUAGACCAGUUUUCAGAGCUUGACCCAUUUUAUACAUCUCACUAUUUGUCUGUAAAAUCUUGGCCUUCACCAAAAGUGAAAUCUGUUUCUCGCUUUUUGUAAUAUCCUUUUGUUGCAUUGGGCACUAUUAAUCUUCUCCGCCCCCCUAUUUUAUUUAAAAAUGUAUUAAAUAGAUUGAAAUCUACCUUAAAUACACCACCAAGCUUUAUUUCCAUACCUUGUCUGUCGUCACGACACGUCUUCCGUGAUUGGACAUUUUUGCUGGCUUAGGGGCUCUGGGCCGAUGAGGGGAAGGAAGGAAUUCUUUAAUACAAAUAAUAAAAAAUAAUAUAGAUGUUCAAAACAAAGGGUGGCAGGAAAGGGGGCAGAAAGAGGCAUUGAAGUGCCCCUUUUGAAGGUACGCUGCCUGCAAGAAAGAAACUCUUUACAUCUGUCGCCUGCACGUAGAGUGCGCUGAAGACUGGCGAUUUUUGCACAGGAUUGAAGUUAGGUAGCCCAGACACUUGUGCCCGGUGUUCAACAAACCACCGGCACCAAAGUGCCGUUUUCUCUGUAUGUGCAACAUUUUAAGCAGAAACGCUGCACAUACAGACUCCUGCCACCAUGACCACUUCUAAAAGCAGAAGUGAUAAUGGUGCUUGAAGUUAACCUUUAAGAUUCAUUGGAUCAUGUUGUAAUGAUUGUUGUCUCUUCCUUUUUUCUCUACCGGGCAGCAUCUUAAUAUUGCUAAAAAUAGAACCAAAUAAUGCUGAGUCCCCGAAGUAUCAAUACUGCAUGUAAUGCAUAAUUAUUUCCUUUUGCUAACUAAAUCUGACAAACUCUCAAUGUUACAGGCUUCAGCUCAAAGAAAUGUUCUAUUAAAGCAAGGACAUUCCAUAUGGUGUACCAGUACCAAAUAUAAAUAUAUAUCACAGUCUGUUUUAAGAUGGCUUUCUGACACUCUUCAUUUGUUGUAUAGAGUAAACACUCAAAAUCUGCAAGUAUAACUUGGUGGUAUUAGUUAGAAUAGGGCUUAAAGUGGCACUGUCAGUUUUUUUUCUCAAACCCAUCGUUAAGUAACAGCUGUGAACGAGGCAUUUUAGAAAAAUGCACUUUUAAAAAUGUUUUUUUCACUUGCCUUGUAUAUCGCUCCCAGUGCUUCGAUUCUAGUUAGUUUAACUCCUUUGCAUCGGUUACACUAUGGACGGAAUGCCAAAGCAGACGUAAGCUUUUACAGGUAGUGGGUGGUGGAUGAACACCUGCAGCAUUGUGUGAAGGCCCAGAAGUGCUGUGGAAGACAGUGGUUUUAAUUUGUUUCUGCAUUCCUAACCCGAGUAGGAGCUACAGUAGCAUUUAUUGGUUAUAAUAAAUUAUAUAUAUAUAAAGGAACACUAUAGGGUCAGGAACACAAACAUGUAUUGCUCACCUUGUUAAAACCACCAUCUAGUCCCCCUGGUUCUCCCCUUGCCCCUAAACAUAGUAAACUCUUACUUUUAUUCCAGUCUGUUGUUGCUGGCUCUGCCCCUGAUCUGCCUGCUUGGCUGACAUCAUCAGAAGUGGUGUGCUGAGCCAAUUACAAUGCUUUCCCGUAGGAAGCACCUCUAGUGGCAGUCUGAGGAGUGGCCAGUUGAGGUAUCCAUAGGCUGUAAUGCAAACACUGCAUUUUCUCUGAAAAAAAAAAACAGCAGAAAGCUUGAAAGGAAUGAUUAUACUCACCAGAACAAAUGGGAUAAGCUGUGGUUGUUCUGGUGACUAUAGUGUCCCUUUAAGCCCUUUAGGACCUGUUAUAGGUGAAGUUGAGCGACACUGUCAUGCCAAACUUACCUUUCUUUAAUCGAUUCCUCUUCUCUCCCUCUGUCAGGAUCUGUUCUUCAUUUCUUCCUAUCUGCUCUAGUUUUCUUUAAAAUAUAAGACAGAGAAGGGACUACUUUGUCUUAUGGAGGUUUCCUACGCUUGACCAGCGGAGGAACAAAGUGUGCUACGUUUCCUGUGGUCAAAGCAAUUUUCCCACAAUUCUUACCUUUGCUCCGUGAUCUCGCGAUGGUUCCUGUCAGUAUUCCCGAACGUCCUGUCACUUUGACAGAACGCCAGUGAAACUACUGAAUUUCGUCCUAACAGAAUGAGAACGGUUUGUUCAUUCAUGUUAGGACGCAUUUCGGGACUUUGUUCUGAUCAGAAUUUCAUUCUAAUGAAUUAAAUUCUGAUCCGAUUCAUGCUCACGGUAUCAGGGAGCUAUCUACCAAAAUGCUGAAAGACCAAAAUUGGUUUGGGGCCCUAAAUGAUAAUGAGAGGGGGGGCUAUCAUCCUCCUCCUGGCCCCCACCCCUGAGUGGCAGGUUGGGGCCUUAAAUUAUAAUAAGGGGGGGACCUUUUGUACUCCCCCAGUCCCCACCUCUGAGCAGCGAGUGGGAGCCCUAAACAACAAUAAGGGCUGGGGGCCCUAAAUUAUAAUAUGGGGACGACGACGACCGUUUGUCUUCCCCCCCAGCCCCCACCCCUGAACGGCGCGUGGGGGCCCUAAAUUACAAUGGGGGGGUUGGAGGGGAGACAUAUUGUCCUCCCACCCAUGAGUGGUGGGUGGGGGCCCUAAAUGAAAAGGGGGGGGGGGUUGACUGCAGAGUGCUGCUUUCGCUUUCUGCAGGUUGUUACUGAAAAGCACAGAAUUCUGCCUUAACACAUCCAAAUACAUACCUGAUAGUGUGUUAUUCAGUGCAAUAGAGUUUUUUAGCCAUUUAAUUGUUGUGAUGAUUUAUUUAUGUAUUUUUUUUUUUUUUUUUGCAGGGGAGAGUGAAGUAACAAUAUGGCUAAAGAGAUGAGAGGUCAAUAUGAACCGGUUGCAGAGAUUGGCGUCGGAGCCUAUGGUACUGUGUACAAGGCACGGGAUCUUCAGAGUGGGAAGUUUGUGGCUCUUAAGAAUGUCCGGGUGCAGACCAAUGAAAAUGGACUUCCUCUAUCUACAGUGAGGGAAGUUGCUUUACUGAAACGCCUUGAGCACUUUGACCAUCCAAACAUUGUAAAGUAAGUGAAUUUGGGGUGUGAGGGCUUUUUGUAUUUGUCUCUCCCCAGAUCUUUGAAGGAAAAUGCAUUAAUAGAUUUUUUUUUUACCUAUUACUACUUACUAUCAAUGAAUCACCUUUAUUUGAUCUCCGGGGCGUGUGUCUUUAGUCUAGGAGUGACAAUAGACAUUAGUGCUGACAGCGUGUCGUCAGCGUGCUAUUAUUGUUACAUAUGCAUUCACCUGCUCAGUUUUAUUUCAUUCCCAUGUCUCUUUUCCUCUGGGUUUUCCAACCAGGCGACCAUACAAGCCGCUUGCACUGUGUGAAACGUACACAUUACAUUUCCCGAGUCUCAUUUGUUGAUCUGCACUUUAAUAAUCGUGACAUUUCAUAUUAUGUGACAUGAAAUCACAUUCAGGCUCUGUGUGUUUAUAAGUCUUGUCUCAUGUGUUACUGUUUUGUUUUGCUUGUUUGUUGUCUGUUUUUUUUUUUUUGCUUAAAGGGAUACUCUAAUCAACAAAACAUUAGGUUAAUGAAGCAGUUUUGGUGUAUACAUAAUGUCCCUGCAGCAUUACUGCUCAGUUCACUGACAUUUAGGAGUUAAAGGAACACUUUAAGAUUUUAUUAACAAUGUAGUAAAUAUACCCCAAAGAAAACGUGCAUGUAUUUUUUUCUGCAUGUUUUAUUGAGAGGGUAUAUGGACAAAUAUCUCGCAAAAGCUCCAGCCUUCGCAAGCCGUUCCCUUUUUCCGUCUUUGUGGGGAUACAACAUUUAGAGGUUUCUUAUUGAUAAGCCUCAAUGCUGAAGCCGCGAGCAUGCACACAGUUGUGGCUUUCCUAUGUUUCUCAUUGAGUUGUAAUAUAGCUCAUUGAGAAGGGGGAAACAGAGCCACACUGAAGUCCAGCUCCUGUUAGCUCUGUCGAGCUAUCGGGAGAAUAAAGAAAACUUCCCUGGCUGUCUGAUUAAUAAGAGUGUUGAUUUCCAAUGGAAAAAAACUCUAGAAAAAAGAAUAAAGAGAAAAGUGUUUCUGUGCAGGUUUUGGAAACUACGGAAAUAACUGGGGCGAUGUUCUUAAAGGGACACUCCAGGCACCCAGACCACUUCUGCCCAUUGGAGUGGUCUGGAUGUCAACUCCCACCACCCUUAACCCUGCAAGUGUAAUUAUUGCAGUUUUUAUAAAAUGCAAUAAUUACCUUGCAUGGUUAAGUCCUCCUCUAUUGGCUGGCUAUCAGACAGCCACUAGAGGGACUUCCAUGUUCUUAGAACACGAAAAGUGUUUUAAACGACGCUGGACGUCCUCACGCUAUGCUUGAGGACCUCCAGCAUCACUGGAAUAAAGCUUUCCUAUGGGAAGGUCUAAUGCGCAUGCAUGCGCAUUAGGUUUCCCCCGCCGACAUAGGAGCAUGGGCGGAGCCUGACCCAGCACCGAGGGUCUAAUGCGCACGCACGCGGCCAUUGCUGCGCAUGUGCAUUAGGUUUCCCCUGCCGGGUGACGUCGGUGGGGUAGGACCGUGGGCGGAGCCUGACCCAGCACCGCUGGAUUCAGAUAAGUCACUGAAGGGGUUUUAACCCCUUCAGCAACAUGGGAUGGAGGGUGGGAGGGAGAGGGGCACUGUAGGGUCCUGCAGUGCCAGGAAAACAGGUAUGUUUUAAUUUAAAUUUUUAAUGUUAUAUUCAAUUCUGAAAGUGUCAUUUUUGGCUUUUUAUCGAUAAUAAAGAUUAUGCUCUUCUCCCUAUAUGAUUGAUUGUCUUAUUGGAAUUCUCCAAACUUUGUCAAAAUCAUCGUCCACGAGACAGCUCAAGCCAUCUGUGUAAUGAUUGUUCUCCCUUUCCAUUUAAUUUAUUUUUCUACUGCCUGUGAAAUUUGAGUUUCCCGAAAGGAACUGGAAAGCUAUGACUGGGUGACCAAAAAUAUGCACAUGUCCUUUUGUGUUGUUUCCCACAUUCAAGGCUGUGCUUCAUGUUGCUGAUGUCCAAUCUUUUGGAAUUCAAGUUGUUGGAAUAACUAUGUAGAAACCAAGCAAACCGUAUUGCUUUUCAAAGCAGGGCUAGGAAUUUUGUGGCUGAUCAGCUGAGCAUAAGGCUUAAAUUUCCCACGGGCUAGCAAAGGUUCAUGGGAUUUGUAGUUUGUGGACCAGCAGUGGAGUUCAGACAGUCUGUGUAUUUGUUUUUAAACUGUUCAGCAGUUUAAACAUUUUAAUUAUUUAACAUGACCUUCUGCUAUUGCAGCACAAUAUUUAAUAUUUAGUUCUGGAGAGACUGUGGCUUUCUAGAGCCAUGUCAAAGCGUUUUAUAGAUCUUAUUUUUCACCCACAAAGCAUGCUCAAUUCACAUGGGUUUAUACAUUGCAACUGCCAGCAAGAAGUAUAGAUUAAGCUAAAUAACAGUGCCUAUCUAGGAUAAAACAUUUUCGAUUUUUGAUCACAUUCUGGCAAUUCUGUAAAAUCUUAACCUAAUAUGUGACCUUAAAGGGACACUCUAGGCACUGUAACCAAUUCAUCUAAUUGAAGUGGUUAUAUUGCUUAGAGGCUCCUAGCGCUGACUGUCUGUGGUGCUUUCAAUUUGUUUAGCGUUAACCAUUUCAGUUUAACUCUAAAUGAGCUUUCAUGCUGGCCUGUCCCCUCUGUGCUGCGAACAGGAAGAAGCUGCAUAGUAGCGCAAAGUCGUAUCAUGGAGAAGGCAGAAUUGGGUUGAAUUAAGCUACACUUUACUCAUCAUCGCGCUAGACUACAUACCGCAGGGGCACUGGAGUAAGCCCCUAAAAGGCAAUUAAAGUUAUAGGAUGGAUGCAACAGGACCUCAAAUGUAUGUAGUGUAGUUUGUGCGGGGUUUGUUUUGUGUUUUUUUAUUACAGUAUUAGGUAAUGCAUGAAAAAAAACUAUUCCUUUGGCUGUUGUGUUCUUGGAAAAGUGUUUUUCUUUGUGUAUCUCUGACAUGGCAACUCUUAAUCUUUUCCCUACACAACAUAUGAUAGCUGGUUUUAUCUGCCUUACUUAGACUGUGUUCUAAAGCAACAGUCAUUCAAUUGGGACAUGAAUUUGAUCUAGCGUUAUCCAUGUAAAAUAUAUAUAUAUAUAUUACUAUUUGUAAUUCCACUUUAGUGAAAGGUUUUUGCACAGUUCUAGUAUUUAGAUUUCGAAGUUACUGUAGACAUUAGUGUAAUUUUCUCUGAGUACACCCAAACCAUAUGUGAGUGAUAUAUAUGUAUGUACAUAGUAUAUAUGUGUCUGAUCUGCCUGUUAUCCUUGGAUUGUUGGUGUACACAUUAGUGGCCGUUAAGUUUACUGAGGAGGAAAGUGACGCAUCAUGCGGUAAUGGUGUCAACCUUUAAGAUAAGAAUUCUGGGCAGUAUGAAACUGUAUAUUUAUGCUCUUAGCCACCAAUUAAAAUUCAAGUGCCAGAGCAAUGCUGUGCUAAUCAUGUCCCUAAUAUAUAGUUUUGUUCACUAUAAUCUAGCUGAUGCUGUGAGUGCGUUGGCUGAGUAAAUCAUAAAAAGUCCCUUCUAUGCGGGGAACUCCGAUGCCUUCACAUCAGACAGUUUGUGGAGGAUGUGCCUAUUUUUUGUAUUUUUUUAGAUUUGUAAUUAGCUUUUCUUAACCAAUAUAACUAUAUAACUUGCAGCAAAACAUGUUGGGAAAUACACUCACACUGUUUUCAAGGUGAAUUUAAUUAAAGGAGCUUGCCAAAAUGCUUUAUGGUGGAGUCUGUCAUAUUUGUGAUAACUUAUAAAAGUGUUGAUUUUCAACAUAAAUCAGCACGUUUGUUGAGCUGUUACUGUUUGCGUUUGCUGCAGUUUACUAAACUAUGGUUUUUGUUUAGUGGGGGGAGGUUGACACAUUGAAGGCCUAAGGGGAAGUUAGUACUAUACAGAGAUUAUUGUCACUCAAGGGGUUAAACAAAGAAUAGACUCAUUCUAUAGCAUUGGAUGGUUGUGUUCAUUCCUUCGUGUUACUGUCUGUGACAUUUAAUGACAUUUACAGAGGCUAGCAGAGUAGCACCCACAGCACUCUCCUUGUAUUAAACACUUUUUAAAAGUCCACAUAAACCACUAAAACAUUUUUACUUUAACAUUUGAUUGAUUUAAAAAAAAAUACAAGCCAUAUCACAGACAGAAAAAAAGAAAAAAAGUUUAACAGUAUCUGGGGAAGAAUAAAAAAAGAUCUGGGCCUGAAAUGAGACAAAACACAGACUUCCUUCUAUAGAGAAUGGCAACCAGUAUUGUCAAACAGACAGCACGUGUUAAGGAGUAAUGGACAUAACUAAUAUUUGAUCAAUUUUUAUGUUCAGAAUUGCCAGCCAUGGUUCUUUUUCUCAAAUAUGUGGCUGUAAAACAAUAAACCUUCUUGAGGCCUUAUUUACAGCUGUGCAGGCUGCUCCUUAAAUGAAUGGGUUAAAAGUGAAGCUGAAAUAUAGAGACAAGCCCAGCAACUAUUGGUUACAAUUUGUGUUAUCUUCUGCAGAUGACAGCUGUUUUCCUGUGGCAAGAGUUCUCCCCAUCUCUUGUCUGUUUAGCAAACCUGCUUUUGUCAUGUUGCUCAAUCUAGCUGUCAAUGCAAAGCCAUACUACGCCAGAGGACCAUUUAUCUGUAGAAAACAGCCUACAGAUCUGAUUAUCUUGCUCCAGGUUUCAACAUUGAGAAAAUGCAAAUGGCAGGUUAUUACAAAAGCAGAAUAAAAUUGUUAUAUAUGCUUUAUCACAUCACAUACAUACCCAACGUCUGUGUUACAAUGGAUGAAUGUGUGUAGUGCUCAAACAGAGGAGGCCCUCCUUCUGUGGUUUUUUUGAAACUUUGAGACAACUUAAAAAAGUACAAAACAGUGAUAAAAGUAAAAAAAAAGAAGAACUGAAACGAGAGUGGGAGAAAGUCACAUUUGAGAGUCGGGUCUUUACUUUUUAUUCUGAAAUAUGGGAUGGUACUAAUUUUUCAUGUCCAGUGAGAAGCAUUCCAUAAUCAAUUAUAUGUUGUUUUGUUGUCUUUGUACUAUUGUACCAUGAGGAUGACCUAAGAUGAUGAGUGGAUAUUUGAUAAAUAUGUACCCUAUAGAUACUGCACUCCAUGAUUAUGGCGGGAUCUGUGGACCAUUGUGAGAAGUCUGAAGGAUGUGCGUUGUUUAAGGCUUUUGCAUGUUAUAGUGCCCCCUUUUAAUUGUGUGUUAUGCAUGGUUUUCUAUGGUGUAUAGGGGUGAAAAGGUUCCCUGGCAUACUACUGUCUUAGCCACGACUAGUACUAGUGGCGUUAUCAUGGUUUUGAGGUCCUUGGGGUUCAGCAGAUGCAGCUGACGGGCAACUGCACAACUUGACCCCUGCCCCCCCAAAAAAAACCUAGGAGUUAUGACUAUCACUGCUGGCAUGUUUAUCCACAUUUAAAUGAAAAUAAAUGGGCAGUAUGCAGUAAUCGAUCUGCAGAUUGAUCCACAUUAGCUCUUUGCUAAUUUCUUUUUCAAUUUUUUUCUUUACUAAAUAUGAUUAUCCAGCUCUUCUGCACUCUUUACCAGUUUUUAACUUUCAUGAGAGAGAUGGAUUGCUCCCACAAACCAGAAAGAUAUAAAAGUUGUUCUUGGGAAUUUGUUCCAUAAUUCCACAUGUGGUUAUUGUCCUGGAAACUUGCUCUGAUUUAGCACUUUUGGUAUUGUAUAGAGAAAUCACACUAUUUAUUUAUUUUUAUUAAUCGACAACAUGUUUCUGCUGUUUUAGGAGAUUCUUCAAGUGUCCAGCUGCAGUGAAUUUGUUAUGCUGUGAAAUAUGCACAGUGUGUGUUCUAUGGAUGCAAAGAGCUAACAGUCAUUAAUCAUUGCUGUUGCGUUGUGAUGCAUGUUUUAAGGUCCUUAAAGGGACACUAUAGUAACCAGAACAACUACAGCUUAAAGGACCACUAUAGUGCCAGGAAAACAUACUAGUUUUCCUGGCACUAUAGUGCCCUGAGGGUGCCCCCACCCUCGGGGACCCCCUCCCGCCCGGCUCUGGAAGGGGGAAAGGGGUUUAAACUUACCUUUUUCCAGCGCUGGGCGGGGCGCUCUCCUAAACUGCUAUGUUUAUAGAAAAAAGGGUUAACCCUAGCUGGACCUGGCACCCAGACCACUUCAUUAAGCUGAAGUGGUCUGGGUGCCUAGAGUGGUCCUUUAAUGCAGUUGUUUUGGUGUCUAUAGCCUGCCCCAGCAGGCCUUUUAAUGUAAACAUUGCCUUAUCAGAGAAAUUUCUGCUUGGAAUAACCCUUUCUGUGGUGGUCUGCCCACCAACUCAAAAUAAAACAGAGGGGAGAACCGUGCCACGAUUGGCUGUGUGGCGCAAGUGUGCUGGUGUCAGACACCAAUAUUGCACAAAAUUUAUGUUAGCCAGCCCAGAACUCUUGAUGCUCUGAGUUACAACUCUGGCAGCAGAAGGUUUAAACACUGCUCAUACAGACUCCAGGCAACAUGACUUUAAAUCGUUGAAGUGGUCAUAGUGCUUGGAGGGACACUGCUGGCAAGUAUUAAAUGCUAUAUGUAGUUCGGUUAAAUGCUCACCAGCAACUGACCAUGAUUUGGCACAAUUCACGGAAAACCUAGUUGUCCCUUGUUGUACAUUGUUAGCUCAUUCAUGACAUACUAAAUGCAACUUCUGUUUUUUAUUCAUUAGUAGCUUGAUAAAAGAAAGUAUUUCUUUAUUACAAGUUAUGAAUAGGAAAUUCAUGAGACAUGAGCCCUUUGGGUUGAUUUUGAAUUUCUUUCAUAAGUAAUCUUUGUGGCAGAACAGAUAGCCUCUCAUUGCUAUUAAUUAUUCUGAGUUGGAUACCAAUAGAGAGUCACAAUGGCUCCUUAGUGUUUCUGGAGAAUGGCGAGCGAUAUACAGUAACAGAAAGAUUUAAAGAGAGAGAAAAAUUGCGGUUCUUAAAGGGUCACUCUAAGCAUCAUCACAAUAGUACCCUGCAUGUACUUUCAGAAUAACCUACAGUUUGUAAAAUGUCUGCAACUCUUUGCCUGUCCAUCAUAGAAUUCAGUUUGUUCGGGGCUGUGUGUGUUAAUUGUGUCCAGCUGUGAAUUCUGUGUUUUUUGAGUUCACUUUUCUCAGUAGACAGAGCCGAGCCGCAGACUGUGCAUGUGAGGACCUUCUCUCUGUGAUAGCCUCAUAUAGUCCUGUUCACUAAACUGUGAACCAGACCAUGUUUACACUGGUAGCAGUCAUGUCUGCUAUCUGCUUGUAGAGUGAAACAAAAUGAAGAGAAAACUAUUCCCACGAAAAAUGCAAUGAUUAAAACAUAACUUUGAAUUAUUUGUAUUAUAUCUAAUGCAUUAUGUGUAUGUUGCAUUAAAACAUUGAAGGGUCAGUUUUACCCUAUAGUGCUGCUUUAAUUUCUGGGGCGGAUCCAAAUGCCAUUUUAUUGGGACCCUAGUAAUUGGAAAAUGAACAUGGUGUUGGUCCUGCGCACUUUGUACUGAUUACUGUAGCAGCUUUCGACGCUGGGAAUAGUCUAAUAAAAGUGCUUCACUUCGGUUAUACCACACAUUACAUUAGAAUUAAAGAUUGCAUCACCAGCUAGUGCCAAGUACAUUACAUUAUAUGAGUCCCUAUCAAAAAUGUUUAGGAACUAUUAAUUCAGGUUUUUUUCUGCGGGGAUAUGACAUCUUGGGUUGCAAAAUGCUUCUCGUCUCUGUGAAUAACAAGGCCGAGGCUUCACAGCCUUGCAGACCUGCCGUGUGUGCAGUUAUUAAAAUGAACACUUUUAGAAUAUGAACACAGCUGAAGUGUUUGGAGUGUUCCUUCAAAAAUGUCAAAGUUUGUGGUUUUUGUUUGUUCAUUUUUUUUUUUUUUACACAUUUAAAUAUCAAGACCUCAGCCAUGUUUCUUAUAUAGUUAUGUGAUAGGGAUACUGCACCUUCAGAAUAAUCGCCCCUCUACUUCCUUUUAUAUCCAACACAUAAAGAAGAAAUUAUCAGUAAAAGCAAACUGAUUUUAUUAGGCCAGAGUAGCUGAGAUUGUGAAACCCUUCAAGUCCAUCCUUUUUCCAAGUUAUUCUGACAUACUGGCAUACAUUUGUGCUUUAAUUUAUAGUUCACCACUUUUUGUAAAUAAGCCUUAAUAUCACAAUGGCCGUAUCGGAAUGUCAAUUGGCUUCUAUAUUUUAGAAGGCCCGGGUUGAAAUAACUCUUUUUGUUUAUUGCAUUAAAUAUUGCUGGUACAUUGAAAGGGCAUAAAAUAAGACACCUUUGAAUUUCAAUAUAUAGAAGCAUAUCUCCAGGGUCUGAUCCUUUUCAAGUGUUCAACAGAAACCAGCCACUUCUGGUCAUUCCUUGAUGCUAUUGAUCAUUAAAAAAAGUUUCGUUUUUUUUCUACCAUAUAGUCACUACAGCGUUUUAUAGUUACGGUUACGGUGCCAGGAGUCAAACUGUUUUAAAAUUGUUUGAAUUCUUACAUGUGCGCCUCUACCUGCCUCGUGUACAGCUCAGCACUCACUAAGCGCUAAUGGAGGCUGGGAGUGGCGUCAAACCGUUCUAAAAUGGAUUGGUUGUUAUGGUACUUGGAGUGUUACUUUAAUGAGUCAGUAGAGCUGCUUUUAGGAAAUACAGUGAAUGAGAUCAGCUUGAGUGCGUGACAUUUAUUUACAAUAAUUUUAUAGCAUUUGUAUCUAUAACAUAUCUAAUAUUGUUUUUUCCAGGUUAAUGGAUGUCUGUGCCUCUGCCCGGACAGACCGCGAGACAAAAGUAACUCUAGUUUUUGAACAUGUGGAUCAGGACUUAAAGACUUACUUGAAGAAAGUUCCUUCUCCUGGCCUGCCUCUGGAUACAAUUAAGGUAUCUGCUGUUCCUUAACUAAUUCUGGGCAGUUUUAACAUUGUGAUGAGUGGGGUGAUCAAAGUGUCUUCCAAUAACAUGUCUGAUAUUGUAAAUAUAAAUGCUAUUUGGGGCUGACAAAUAGGCAUUCAAUAAAUGCAGGUUUGCAUCAGGGGUCAAUCAACAGUGCUAGGAAGUCUUUACACACUUCAACUAACUCAAAUGAGGAUGCAACUGGCUUUAUAAAGAAGAGAAAAAAAAUUGCUCUUGGGCCCUCAUGCUGGUUUUAGUGACCACCUGGACAAUUCUGAGGUGGAAUAACAUAGAUUAACUUUUAGUUACAUUUAUCCUGAAUUCUGCACACUGAUUGGCUACCAACAUGAAUAGACAGCUUAAUACUGACAGUUAACCAUCAGGCUGCCAUUUUUAUAAAGAGCAGCAAUCGCUAGUCUUUGACUCUUCAGACACUGUGUACUGCAUUUGUGAUGAUCAUUAGUCUGCCAAAAAAGAAGGCUUAGCAUUAUGGGAAAUAAGCACACAGCAAAAAUGGAAAUGGUGAAAAAUACCAACAGAGAGUUUAUAUUUGUGGUUGCGUUUAUCUGUAUGUGAAGCUGUCAUAUUGCUUCUUCAGGUAUAUUAAUGGAAUUAUCCAGGGAAAGUGCAUUUUGCGUAUCGAAUUUACAUGGAAGGAUUGUUUUGACUUUUCAGGACCUAAUGAAGCAAUUUCUCUGCGGCUUGGAAUUUCUUCACUUGAACUGUAUUGUGCACCGUGACCUGAAGCCAGAGAACAUACUGGUGACGAGUGCAGGGCAGGUCAAACUGGCCGACUUUGGCCUGGCAAGGAUUUACAGCUGCCAGAUGGCUCUCACACCCGUGGUAAGUUUUUUUUUUUUUUUUUUUUUUCUCUAACCAUCAAUCUCCAGAACAUUUAGAUUAAAAUAAUAAAUUAUAGUCAUUACUCUGUUCACCCAUAGUUGAAAAAGACAACCGAGCACAGACAGAGAUCUAUUCUUAUCUUAUCCAUUGAAAAGGAAUUUUGUCACUCCGGUUUGGGAGGCACUAUGGAAUCAUAUACAUUUGUUAAAGCAUGUACAGUCCAUAACUGUGUUUCUGUACUCUUUUAUACAAAUCAGUCACCUCACCCACUGUACUGCUUGGACGUAAAAGGACACUGCCGGCACCAUAACCACCACAGUCUCUUAGAGUGGUUAUGGUGCCUACAUUGUUCCUUUAAGACAUUCUUAGUAAAAUAUACAAACUUAAAAAGGGCAUUUUCCCAGUACUUUCUAUAAAUCUAUAGAGCCCAAGAAUUUUGAUUACAAAUAUUUACCCCAUAAACAUAUCUUUCUUUUACCCUAACAUUAUUUUUCAAACUAAGCACUUGCAAUGUUCGCAUGUAAAGCCAUAGCAAUAGGUAUAUUCUGUUACCAACAUGGUGACCCAGCUAUGUCUUUAUCUUCACCACUUGAGUUUGUUAGUAGCAUUCCAUUACUAUCUAGCCAGGGACUAAAUUCCACUCCUGUCAUACUUUUUAUAGUGUUUAAAAGGCUUUCUAAGGUUAAAGCGAACUCGUGCAGCCUCCAUUAUGGAAAUGUUGGAGAUCUGCUCAUAUGCUCAUAAACCUUGUUAUAAAACAUGUUUUCAAAUAAAAUAAAAAAGGUAGGAAUUUCAGAAUUUUUGUGUGUGAAUGCCUAUUAUUUUUUGUUAGUUCUCCCAUUUUUCUAUGCACGUAUUAGUGACUUCCUCUUUCUAAUGGUUAGAUGUCAGCUACAUAGAGUCUCUUGCUUUGCUAACAUAGCUGUGUUCAGACAUUAGCAAGCAGACUGAGCUUUAAAAACAUGUGCUGUUUAACUUACUGAGGUAAUCUCGUUGUUGGGACUUUUCGGUCAGAGUUGUAGGUAGUUUCUUACCAUUGAAUGAGUCAUUUCUGAUACUUCUCGUACACCCACCCACUACUGCUUUUACGUUGCUGGCUUGCAGCUUGUGGAGUGAGUAUAACCAUUUCAUUGCCAAACCAAUGAGAUCCUAAAAUGCAAAACGGGCCAGCCCCUCAGCUGUUGUUGGCCUGCACUUCUCGUAAUGCUAUGCCAGCAAGCAUCUGGAAGAAAAGUAAAGGAAAUGUGCGUUGGAGGGGCAAAGGGUGGGCAUCAUUGCUCUAGCAUCUGACUCUAUGGUUUCUGCAAAUAUAUUAUAGCUUUAAAAUCACCGUACUGGGUAUCAGUCUGCAGGCUUGAUUAACAAAGGAAAGCCACAGUUUUAAGAACCAGUUGAGGUUAAUUGGGUAUCUGAUCACACUAAUGGGAAUGGAGAGGUGGUUCUCAAUUACUCAAUUUUACUGCAAUAAAGAAUUUAUAGACAUUUACCAUUGGCAAGAGUGAGCGGACAUUGAAUGUUCCCUUUUACUAUGCAAUAAUCAGAAAGCUUGGUGCCUCAUGUAUCAGUUUGGGUCAGGGCAGCUGUGUAGUUAGUUGCCCCAUUCCGUUGCAGAAUGUCAUCUUGGAGGAGAAAAUUAUCUUCAGUUUUUAUUUUCUUGUUCAAUACAAUAAUUCUGUAGCACAAUGUAGAGAUGAAAUCUAAUUGAUGGCGAACUUUGUUUACUUUAAAGCUUGUUAGCGAAUUAGCACAUACAGGUGAUUUGUUGGCGCCUUUUACUAAAACAACAUAGCUAAUGGAGCAUAAGGUAUCAUUCUGAAUCAAUUCUAUGGCUUCUCAAAACAAACAUACAAAGCUCUGUAGGUGCUCCACUUUCUCGUUCCCUGCACAUAUUGACUGAGACAACUCAGUUUACAGAUGUCAGCCACAAGUUUUAUUUAAUGUAUAACACCACUUUUACGCCAUUAUUCUUAUUUAUUUUAUUUUUUAAUAGUCACUAGUGAUUAUGUAAAUCCUUGGGUGCUUAAUCUCAAAAAAUUCACGCUUGAGCAGUUUAUUAACAUUCAAAUGGAUGGAAAGUAGAAGUAUGCAAAAUGAGCUGAAUAACUAACCAAAAGUUCGUUUUUGGCUGUGUGUAGGUUUUGUUUUUUUUAAAGGCGGGGGCAUGGGGGCUUGUACAUGCGGAUGUACUAUAAUAGGAAUGCCUAAGAGCACAGGCACUGGUAUCACAUUUUUAAACCAGAUGCACAAGUGUGCAUAAGCACAUCUGGAGUAUUCUGGACUGGUGCCAUUGUCAGUUCUCUUAAUAUAGUGAACAAACCCUCAUAAUACAUGCAAUAAAAACAAAAUUGUGUGAAGGGACAUCUUGCCUCCUGCGUUCUAUGCGGACACUGGCUUUCCCUGCCUGAGCCUCUCUGCGUUCUCCUCUCCCUGUGUGAGCCCCUGAGACUGAAUACCAGCUGCUAGCUAACAUUCCCUUUGGAACAGUGUCUGUUUUGCUGCAACAAAGAGGUGAACUGUUUGGCUGUUUGUGUGGACAUUGCACAUACUCACGUCCAUUGUUGUUUCAGUGUAUCUCUAAACAAGAGUACCCACAAAAAAUACUUUUUACAGUUUCAGUUUAUUUGCAGUCGUUGCUGUGUUUCGCAAGCUGUCUGCUCACAGCUUUAAUGUAAAUGAAAUGUCCCUUUCUGGAAGGAUGUGUUGGCCUGGCAGGUUAUUCAUCUACUUGUUUCUCAAACGCUGUGCUGGCUCCAGGCUACGUCCGGCUAUGUAAUCUGCACAUUGUCUACUUCUCAUGCAUCUGUCCUGCUCGCAGCUGGCUCUAAGCUGCACUCUGCACAACGAGGAAUUGGCAUAAUAAACAAUCCCUGUUUAAGAUCAUUUCACGUGUGACAAAAUAAAGGAAAACCGCCUUACUGCUUUUUUUGUUUUGUUUUUUUACAUAAAAACAAUUAGGGUUUCUACUUUUUCUUAUGUAGACCAGGAUCUUUGGCAAAAUGCAGAGCUUAAUCAAGGUUCCGUUUCUGUUGCCAAGCCGAUUUACCCAAAAUCAACCAAUGAAAUAUGUUUGGUGGACUUACACGCCUCACAGAUUUGCAUGUGGUCCGGCUCAGGCUUCAUUAAACAGAAUGGUUGGCGUGUGCCUAUUUUCAUGCAUGUGCGAAACUUCAAGUGCCCACAGAAGGGAACGGGGGAGAAGAAAAUAGUGGUGCCAGAUAAUCAGGAUAAUCAGUCCGGCACAAGAAAUAAAAAAUGCUUUAUAAUUAGCUAAUCUCCCCCUGCUUCUCCCUCAUUAUUUACAUUUUUUACUUUUUAUUUGUAGACCUAGAAAUAAUUGAUUUUUUUAGGAACAAAUGAUCUAGUGUGGAUAUUCAAGCUUUGUAUAAAUUUCUUUGAAAAGUUAGGAGCCAUCACAGUAACCUUCUAUGUCAGCACUCGGCUACUAGGUCUUUCAGUUUCUCUGUGAGUGUAAUAAACUGUAUAAGACAGAUAAUAUUGCAUGUUAAUUAUUAUUUUGCAAAUGCUUGUUUUGUUAGUCUAAUUUCUUGCAUGGCAGCCUAUUCUAAAGCAGUAAAGCAGUGUCUACUGAAAUGGACACUCUAGGCCAGCGGUUCCCAAAGUGUGGGUCGCAACCCACUGGUAUGCAUCUAAAGCGGAUUGCUAUAUUUUGCCAAUUGUAUGCCUGUAAAGCGGUUUGCCAUGGUGUGCCAAUUGUAUGCCUUUGAAGCUGAUUGCCAUGGUGUUCACUUUUUAAAAUACGCAUUAAAAGCAAGUGGGUUUCGAAAAAUUACCGUUUUGAAAGUGGGUCUCGGCCCAUAAAAGCUUGGGAAGCCCUGCUCUAGGCACCUUAACUGCUUAAUUUUUCAUUGAAGUGGUUACAGUGACUAGAAUCCUCUAGUCUUUCCAUUCAGCAUUAAACCGUUUUUAAUGUUUAAUGCUAAACAAGAGUCCCCAGCAACCCAUCCCUUCUGGUGUUGUCAGCUGACUGCACACUAUAACAGUGCCAUUGCAAGCAUGAAUCGGAAUGGCCACAAGGAAGUGUGUAUCUAAUCUCUGCUCUAAUCAUAUGUAUGCUGUAAGUAAUAAAACCAUUUUAGAGUGGUAUGAUUUCGUACUUGGUUGUCUCUCAGGUACUGCUCCCCACCACCACUACUUCAGACAGAGAGCGUAUUGCUCUCUCUAAAUCAGCAGUGCAGGACUUUGCUCAGAAGAGCAGACAGAAGAUCCUGCCUAGGAACAUCUGGCUUCUGAACUAAAACAGUGGAGGCUUGGGUUUGUUCUUGUGUAAUGCUCGGAAGGCCCUGGGUAAGAAGUCAAGCCAUUAGAAAACAGUUGGACUACUUACAGUGGGGGGGACACCAGGGUACUCAAGGCACCAAAUUCACUACCGCAUGCUGUAGUGGUUAUGGUGCUUGGUGUGUUCUCUUUAACAAGUUUACAAUAGGAAAGUAGGUUCUCACUUGUUACUCAUUUUGUUUGAUGUUGAUUAAAAGAAGGCAUUUUAAUGGUAUUUAAAUUCCUUGUGCAGGUGGUGACGCUGUGGUACCGGGCCCCAGAAGUGCUGCUUCAGUCAACCUAUGCCACUCCAGUAGACAUAUGGAGCGUGGGUUGCAUAUUUGCUGAGAUGUACAGAAGAAAGUGAGUAUGUGUUGCUAUACCUAGGUGUAAACCCAAAUAGUGCAUGAUACACUUCAAAGCAAUCUUCUUUAAUCCUCCCUCUUCAUUACGGUAAAGGUUAAUAAACGUUUGGGCAUGUUGUAUAUGUUGGACCUUUUUCUCAAAGACUAGUGGAGAACCUCAAUUGCUCAGCUUCCUGGUUAUGCCAUUUUCUAGGCAUAGAAUACCCGCUAACUCUUGACUGAACAGAUUCUAGUUUUUUGUUCCUUCUGAUGUUUUAUUAGUUUGCAAAAUCUUAAAGGGACACUAUAGUCACCAGAACAACUACAGCUUAUUGUAUUUGUUCUGGUGAGUAGAAUCUUUCCAUUCAGGCCUUUUGCUGUAAACACUGUCUUUUCAGAGAAAAUGCAGUGUUUACAGUAUAUCCUAGGGAUAACUCCACUGGCCACUCAUUAGGUGGCUGCUAGAGGUGCUUCCUGGGGUAGUCCUGCCUAGUGUGCAGCACUGCCAUUCAGUGUCUCUACCCUCUGCAUGUAGACACUGAACCUUCCUCAUAAAGAUGCAUUUAUUCAAUUCAUCUCUAUGAAGAAAUGCUGAUUGACCAGGGUUGUGUUUGACUUGUGUUGGCUCUGCCCAUGAUCUGCUUCCUUGACAGCCUCAGGUAAUCCUAUGGGAAAGCAUUGGGAUUGGCUCAGAACAACACUUCUGAUUAUGUCAGCAGACAGAGGCAGUUCACAGGCAAACAGGGGCAGAGGUAGCAGCUGCAGACUUGAAUACAAGUAAGAUUUCACUAUAUUUACGGUGGCAAGAGGAAAUCAGGGGGGCUAGAUGGUAGUUUUAACACUAUAGGGUAAGAAAUAUAUGUUUGUGUUCCUGACCCUAUAAUGCUCCUUUAAGAGUCUUACCACUGUGUUUCAUAACACAUGCAUCUCAUAGAGCCCAACCUCAAAACUAUGUAUUUUUGUAUAUAUAUUUUUUUUCCACCUCAACCUAUUCUGCUGACUUGAUAUACAAACUCAAUCCCUUGUAACAGCUCCUUUUUAAUUUAGAAUUAAUACAUUUAACACCAAGUUUUACUUUCUUUGAACAAUAUGUUCAUAUUCAAACAGAGUCACAAUCCUCUGACCACCUGUAACAUCACCGUAGACUUCAGGACUGUUUCGCUUACUGUGUGUUAAUUUGUGAUGUUUACCUUGGCCCGUGGUGCAGAUGACCCCUUUUUUUAGAGAUGGGGAGCCAUAUCACUGACAUAAAUUUUUGCCAUAGGACCCUAGGACAUAAGGGGCUGUUGAGCAUUGUGCCAAGGUUCUGGAAUGCCCAGGUAGGCUAAGACACAUCCCAGUAUAGCUCAGAUAACUGCAGAGAUGGAAGGGGCAAGGGUGGUGUUUGGGGGGAUGGGUCACUUCUGUCACUGAUUAUGGCCAAAAUAAGGCCAUGUCUUUUACCACAUAUAUUCCAUAUAUUCUGAUGUAAAUUAUGUAAAAAAAAAGUUCUCUGAUGUUUUUUUUUUUCUAUAUGAAUUGCAAACAUCAGACUUAAAUAGCCAAGUAGUGACUAUAGUAGAGUUACAUUUUUUUGAAAAUGUUCAAGCUAAUUAAAACCAACCAUGUAUGUGUCUGUUUUGUUUUUCCAGCUUAGAAUAUAACGUAAUGUAUUCUUUAUAACUGCGAACUGUGAAGCUAACCAUUAACCACCAGUGCUGACAGUUUACGUGUUUUUAUUUUCCAGACCUCUCUUUUGUGGAAAUUCAGAGGCUGAUCAGUUAUGCAAGAUCUUUGAGUAAGUUGUCUGUUCUUGUGAAAAGCCUAAAAGGAGAAAUUUGUUUGCUUAUCCUUAUUUAGAAUCUAAAGUCACAUAAGGAGUUUCCACAGUUAGAGAGCUGAACUGUAAACAGCAUUGCAAAACAUCUUAAACAUUGCUAUAUCUAUGGAAUGGAUUUAAAAGAUUGUUGUGUUACGGAGGAAGUAAAGUGAACUGGCUUUUUACCCCAAUAACAUGUGGAAGCAGAUUUGAGUCUGUUUGGAACUGUAGUUUAACAAGGCUGCUGUUUUAAAGGAGCUCUCCACUUCCCUCAUAGUAACUUUUUUUUGUUUUUUUUUAAAUAACUAUUUACUAGAUAUCCCUCCAGUGAAUACAUGCAUUAAUUUUUCAUGCAUGUAUUCAUUGGAGGUAUAUCUUAAAAGAGCUUGCAACGGUUGCAGUUCUUAGCCAGCCCUCCCCUUUUUUCCUUGAAAAGACUUUCAGUCUCUUCCCGGGUAUUUCUCAUUGAGAAGCCUCUGACUUGCUGCUGACGUGCAAUGUUUGAUUGACAGCCAGGGGGGAGUUCCUUAGUUUAUUUACAAAAGUGCUGAUUUCUCAAUGUUUUUUCAUUCAUUAUUAAAAUAAAUCCAGGAGUAUAAUUCUGCACCCGCCGCAGUCCCCUUAACCUCAUUGGACGAGGGUUAAUGCAGAAUAAGCAGGUAGUAGUCAUACCACAGCAAACUGCUAUUAGCCACAAUACUCUCUGCAACGCAACCUUUGCAGCAAUGUUUCGCUAUUAUGAUGCUUAGAAUGACAUUUUGAUAUUUAAAAAAAUAAAUAAAUAAAUACUCACCACUUCCUCUUGGAAGAGAUAUAAGAACUAGCAACUGAUACAGGAGUUUUACUUUACUGCACUUGAGUACGUCAGUUUUGCUUAUUUAUUUAAGAGUCAGUUAAUAACAUAUAGUGAAGGGCUGGUUUGUAACUCCCCAUAUGUUGCAGAGCUACAACUCUCAUAAUGCUUUGCCAGCCUUUUGAAUGGCAAAUCAUCCUGGCAAUCGCAGUGCUACAACAUCUGGGAAUCUACUGUUUGUCCACCCAUGACAUAGCGUAUCUUGUAUUUAAAAACAACCGGAAGUAGAAAAUGUUGGGAGUCUAUACUUCAGAUGCACACGAGCAAGCUCUCUAAGACUGACAUGUUGUUGUUAAUAUACUUUUUUCCCCACAUAAAUACACCUACUUUGACAGCAGAACCUUUAAAGAAACACUCCACACCCCAAAAUUAACCCUCGUCCAAUGAGGUAAAGGGGACUGCUGCGGGUGCAGAAUUAUACUCCUGGAUUUAUUUUAAUAAUGAAUGAAAAAACAUUGGGGUCAGGUCCUUUAGGUUGUGCCCCUUUUCGAAGAAAAUAAUGGCAGUGAGCGUUCAAAAAAAUGAUCAUGAAUAAUGUCUCAAAAUAUUGAGAUUGACCUAUACAAAGGUUUAUUUUUAUUUGCAUUUCUAUGCUCAACAAUUCUACCAUUGAAUCAAAGCAACAGGAGGACCAGGAUUGGUUGAAAACAAUGAAAGAAGGUCAUUGAUAGUGAUCUUGUGUAUCACAAUAGCAGAGAUUAUAAGACCUCAAAAUCUAAUAUAUAGAUUAUACUAUGAUACAAUGAGUAAAAUAGCAAUAAUGUAACAUUCAGUAGGUCCACUGUGCAUUUUUACAGUCUCAAUUGAAUAUGAAAUUCAUUGUGUUACAGAUGAUGAAUUAUUUAAGUUGUGGUAAAUAUUAACAAAAAUAUUGUCCGUACUACUCCUGUGUAACAGACAGAUUAAUUGUUCAGAAUUGGAUAGGGCUGGCCUCUGUAACAUGCCAUAGCAUGCUUGAUUGUAAGCUUAUCUAAAAAUGCAGACACAGGACAUUUAAAUGCCAUGAAUUAACACAUUGAGUUCACUGGAUUUGCACAAUUAUUUGUGGUGUGUAAAGAUCACUUGUAAACUAUUUAAUUUUCCUUUUAUAUUGUAUUUUACAUUCUUUCUCUUCAGCUUGAUUGGGCUUCCAUCUGAGGAAGAGUGGCCAGUGGAUGUAACGUUGUCACGCUCUGCCUUCUCAGCAAGGAAUCCUCAGCCAGUGGAGGACUUUGUGCCAGAGAUUGAUGCCAUAGGUGCUAAACUAUUGCUGGUGAGUAUUUCAGGGUUUUUAUUAUUUUUAUUAAUUUAUUUCAAAAUUGCCAUAUAUUCAUUGAGAUAGGUUUUAUCUUUAAAGAUGCGAAUGAACUAAAACAACAUUGAAAAGCUCCUGAGCAGAAAUUAUAUUUGGGGAUAGAAAUUAAACUUUCCUUUUGGGGUGGGGCCUGACAGCCGAGCUAGCUAGACGUGCUUGCAGAGAGCUCCAGCAUAAACGCAGCUUUAUAUUGGCAAAUAUAUGCCACAAUCUCGACAAAAGCAGCUCAGCAAAACAGCAGUGUUGAACCAAGUGGAGACCCGUUGACACCUGCCUUGUGAAAUUCUGGGGUGAACGCUCCACACUUCACAGAUGAGGCCUAACUUGGGGACUGUAAAAAGCAGCAGCUCUCCUGACGACCUGCAUCUCCCCCUCCCCCCUGGACCGGUGGGGGUUAUCCUGGUCCCCGCUGGGAAUACCAACAGGCUUCAAUCUUUAAAUCCCUCGGCCGGGAUGCAGACCGCAUGUCGGGCCCAAGAUGGCUGCUGAGCACCAACCACAAGAAAGCCCAUAGACACAGGCAUGGAGAGAGCACUUUAAAGCUCAGUUUGACUGCAUCUGACAAGACGUUUGGAUGCGCAUAGAGCUUAACGCCACCCAUCCUUAAUGCACAGAGAAUUGGAGCUGAAGCGGCGGCUUAUCGACCCAGCGCCCACAUGGAGAUGCGACCAUCUCGCUGGCGGGCCUGCCGGCGGACUUCCCAACCACCGAACCGCACAGCAGCACAAUGCCACCAGGCAUGCACCUUACCACCUCGCAGCUGCGUCCCUCCACGGCACUCACAAGGGAGCCGACUCCAAGCUGGCAUGCCGUUCAGUCGGAGAGAUCACAUAUGGCGCUACAACUCACGACCCAGUUACUGGACUCAGACGGAGCAGUCAGUGAAGUACACGACCACACAGGCACUUGGAACCGGCGGUGCUUUCACCUUCAACAAGACGGACUCAGAUUCCCUGGGUUUGGCAGGCUGCCACUAGUGGGCAUUGGUUGAGCCGCCUCUGGCUACUGCUAAAGGCUGCCUAAUGCACAGCUUACCCCAAUACUCUGUUUGUCCGACCUGCUACCCAGCGAUACCCGCAGAAACCGACAAUAAGCCUCUUACCCAGCCAACUUAUAUAAAAGUAUUAUAUACUGUGUUAUUUAGCAGUGUUUGUCCCCAGUAUGCCACAAACUUAAGUACCCAGCAGUAAUAACAACGUAUAAAAAGAAAUAAGAAACAGCUGUCCAAAAAAGUUUUGGUGAUUUGGAUGGUCCUAUUUUUAAAUUACUUAAUAAAUAUAAAAAUUUAACACCUUAUAUGAUUUUGUUUCAUGCUUUUCUUUUACCAUGAACUAAAUGGAAUUUUUGUUUUUGUGAUAUGGAAAAAAGUAUCUUAAAAUUUCUCUUUUCUUUCUAGGAAAUGCUGACUUUCAGUCCUGAGAGACGAAUAUCUGCCUCCCAAGCUCUACAUCAUCUCUUUUUUACAGACACCACGGAGGCCUGUUCCAAACAAGAAUCCUAUUCUCACAUCCCAACCCCAGCAGAUAAGGUGUAAUGUAACCACGGUUGUCAAAAAGUGGAUUACACCUGGACAUUAAAAACUCUGCUUUCCAUUUUAAUCAAAAAUGUAAUUAAGACGAGAGAAGAGGACAUCUCUUCUCUAUUCGCAUCUCCUUGUGGACUAAAUUCCGUCAGCUAAAUGAGGAAGCCAGUCUUGUUCUCAUGAGCUACGCAAGAAUCACUGCCAUUGAGCUUACCACUGCCUUCAAAAUAAUUACUGAACAUCGUGUAUUGAGUUACUUGCUUUUGUACCAUGGAAAAAAAAAAAAAAAUAUAUAUAUAUAUAUAUUCUAAGUUCUUUUGAACAUUUCUACCCGGACUAUACUGUGACUGACUGGAUGGGAGAAUGCGAGAUGUGAAUAUGUCCCACAUGAUGGUUGGUACUGGACCAGUUAAUUAUCAGAACUUAAGUAUCUUUUGCCGGAUCAUCUAGUUUUGGAUGCAAAAGCUGCAGUCUGAUGGAUUAACAGCCUUUUAGUCUGGCGUGCCAAAUGUCUGUCUGCAUUUUUUCAUAAUUUUUUUUUUUUAAUAGUGUUUCUGACCAGAACAUUUGGACUUGUAUCUAAAACUGGUCCCUAGCUAUAUUGUCACAACACUACACCCAUCUGUUAAAAAAGUUACAUGAACGUAAUAAAAAAUCUUUUAAGUUACUAGAAAAUACAAAUUGCACAAUUCCCAGUUUCAAAAAAAUAAAUUUGUGUACUGGGGAAAUAUAUGGUCAAUAUUUGUUAUGCAUUUCAUCAUGUCGUCUAUCACCUGAAAGUUUCAGGGUUUUUUUCGUUGUAGGCAUGGUUGUCCUCUAAAGGAUCUAAGAUGAUGCAUAACAUUUAUGGAGUUAGUAGCAUAUUAUGGGGUCUUGAGCAUCAUAAAGAUGACUCGUAUUGAAAUCUUUCUAUAGAGCUGUUCAGACUGCAGAAUACUUUUCUAUAUUCUCUGUUUUGUAUGCUUUAUUAUUAUUAUUAAAAAGAAAUGUAAUGUCACAGUUGUCUGUGCUUUAUUGUCUGUCUGACGUCCUGUGCUGCAAACCAGUUAAAUCAUCAGAUUUGAUAACAUUUCUUUUUUAUAACAAAUUAUUAUUAUACUUUUAUUUUACAAAGUGCCAACAAAUUCUGUAGCACUGUGCAUCGUCGGCACAAUUGGUAAAACACACAAAACGUACAUUACAUCUGAGACAAUAUAAAAAUUAACAAACAAAUACAGAUGGAGUUUGGGUGCCUAUUCCCGUGGGAGCUUACAAUCUAGAUGGGGGGGAGAAACAAACCGGGUAUUGGUCUCAAGUGAUUUAUCUUUCGCCUGUUUUUUUAUUUAUGUUUUUUUUUUUUUUUUAUUAUUUUAUUUAAUACUGAAUUGGGAGCUAUGGUCUUGCAUGGUGGUAGGAAGUUGACUACAUAAACCUUUAUUACAAAAUUUGCAGUUUUUGUCCAACUACUAUUGUAAGCUUGUUUGAGCAGGGUCUUCUUCACCUCUAAAUAAUCUAGAUAAUUUCUAUAUAUGUAGAGCGCUGUGGAAUAUGUUGGCGCUAUGUGAAUGAUAAUAAUAAUAUGGCAGGGUUAUUCAUAAAAAUAUGCACAGUUUGGAAUUCAAAGUGAAUUUAACAUUUCAGGACAAAAUAUAUAAACUGAAAUAAUUACUGACUUUUUCCAAAUUCUCUGUUUGGGCCUCAAAUUUUAAAUCUACGCUGAAUUCCAGACAAUUAACAUUUUAGCAUCAGAAUGGCGUAUUUUUGGCCAAAACUCAAUAAUUUAAUACACAAUACUGUGGUUAGUGUUUUAAAAUCCAUGGUUCAUUGAAUAACCCCAAAAAGGUUUAAAUGCGUGUCAGAAAUAAUGUU